Hemibagrus wyckioides is the source of this 88252-nucleotide messenger RNA. RefSeq names its product titin, tandem duplicate 2 (gene ttn.2). Gene Ontology annotation, biological process: protein phosphorylation. Lineage: Eukaryota; Metazoa; Chordata; Actinopteri; Siluriformes; Bagridae. The record is from RefSeq and is a predicted model, not a curated record. Gene Ontology annotation, molecular function: protein kinase activity; protein binding; ATP binding. Bases 229 to 87225 code for a protein of 28998 amino acids. The transcript is spliced from 227 exons.
UCCCAGCCUUGCCUCGGGUGUAGGGAUUGCUUGGGGAAAAGCAAAACUACACGGAUACCAACCUGUGUAGUUUUGUUUUUUUUGGGAAUAUUCUCGAGGCUCAACCGUUCUCACACUGGAUUUUGGAAAACAUUUCUGGAUACGGAGCUUGUUUCAGAAGAUUAACACCUCUGUGGGCUCUGUCCCUACAGUUCAAGGCACCCUUGUGGAUACAAGGUGCCAACCAUCAUGACAACACAGGCGCCAACAUUUACACAGCCGCUUCAGAGCGUUGUGGCACUUGAGGGUAGUGCCGCAACGUUCGAAGCCCAAAUUAGUGGUAAUCCAGUUCCUGAGGUGAGCUGGUUUCGUGAUGGCCAGGUUCUUUCUACUGCCGCUCUGCCCGGCGCUCAGAUCUCGUUCAGCGAAGGCCGCGCUGUUCUGAGGAUCCCCGCCGUGACAGCCGCACACAGUGGAAGAUUUUCUGUGAGAGCCACCAAUGGCGCUGGACAAGCCACUAGCACUGCUGAACUCCUGGUUACAGCGGAAACUGCGCCACCCAACUUUAUUCAGAGACUACAAAGCAUGACUGUGAGACAAGGAAGCAAAGUGAGACUGGAUGUCCGCGUGACAGGAAUCCCUACACCUGUGGUGAAGUUUUACAGAGAGGGAGCUGAGAUUCAGAGCUCAGCUGACUUUCAGAUCGUUCAAGAUGGAGACCUUUACAGUUUGUUGAUUGCCGAGGCUUUUCCUGAAGACUCUGGUACAUACUCAGUUACUGCCUCUAACAGCAGUGGACGUGCCACUUCAACUGCAGAACUACUGGUUCAAGGUGAAGAGGAAGCUGUGCCUGCUAAGAAAAUUAAGACAGUCAUUUCAAGCUCUCAGAUUUCACAGGCCCGCCAAACCAGAAUGGAAAAGAGAAUGGAAACUCACUUUGAGGCUGCUUCCAUGCAAAUGCAAGUGGAAGGAGGUAUUCUGGCUCAACAGAUGGCCCACAAGACUCCACCACGUGUGCCGCCCAAACCCACCUCCAAGUCUCCUCCAUCUCUUGUGACUAAAAUUUCAGUUACUCGUCAACAGUCACCUUCUCCUGUGAGGCAUGUGAAGGCACCCACACCGACUCCUGUCAGAACUGUAUCCCCCUCCACAAGACUGUCCAUAUCACCAAUCAGACCUGUCAAGUCCCCAGUGAUGACCCGAAAACAGGUUACACAGACCACAGAGGUCCUGCCUCCAUGGAAACAGGCGGGAUAUGUGUCUGAGUCUAGCUACGUUGCCAGCAUGGCAGCUAGGGCUGCACAGGUUCAAACCACUACCCAGAUCCGCACAGAGCAGCGCUGGGAAGGUGGAAUCACCAUGCAGCAACAAGUCAGCGGUGUCGCUGUCAAAGAGAUCAAGCACAUUUCAUCCAUGACACUUCUUGAGCAGGAUAAUGCAAGAGAGGCCACUGCUUCUCUCCCAGAACACACAACAACUAUGGAAACAACCUCUAGCCAUUACACAUUUACCUCUCAGGAACAGGGUGAUGGGAAAAAGGCUGGAGCUGUGGCCACAGUGCUUGCUGCGGUGGAUCAAGCACGUGUACGAAAACCUGUGCAUGUUGAGAGUGCUUUGGCUGAAGAGGAAACUGACAUUAAACAACAGGCAAUGCUCAGUGCUAAGCAACAGGCUGCAAGUCAAAUGGAGGUUUUGCAAAUUCCCAGUGAUAUAUCGAGCAUUUCCACCGAGCAGAAAGUUCAAGUCAGCCAGAUCCAAAGAACUACUGAGGUUAAGGCCCAGGUGGAUUCUGGCCUUGCCCCAUCCCCAGUUCCUCAUUUCACAGUUUCAAAAGUUACUGUUCCUAAACCUGAACAUAGCUAUGAGGUCUCAAUAGCUGGUUCUGCUAUUGCCACACUUCAGAAAGAGUUGUCUUCCACUCAUACUGCUCAAAAGAUCAUCAAGCCUGUCAAGCCUCCGACAUAUAAGAUUGUGGAGACAAGAGUGACUCCAGAACCCACCCCUCCUCCAUUUAGAGAUGUCACUGAGAAAUAUCAGUUGCAUUUCGACACAGACUUUCAGAGACAGAUAGGUGCUUCAUAUACAGGGGAAUGGGAGACACAGGUUCUUGAAACAGCUGCAGUUCCCUCAGUUGCCAAGGAGCCAAGUAUUCCACCAACUGUUGUUGCUGGCUUGAAGAACAUGACUGUUACUGAGGGAGAGUCUGUGACUCUGGAGUGCCAGAUCUCAGGUCAACCCACACCAGUUAUUAUGUGGUUCAGAGAGGACUACAGGAUUGAAAGCUCUAUUGACUUCCAGAUCACAUAUGAGCAAGGAUAUGCCCGUUUAUUGAUCCGUGAGGCCUUUGCUGAGGAUAGUGGACGUUUCACUUGUACUGCUACAAAUGAGGCUGGGACAAUCAGCACCUCAUGCUACCUGCUUGUUAAAGUAUCCGAGGAGAUUGAGACCCGAGCAGAGAUUACUACAGAGAAACAGGCUAUUAUUAAGACUAAAGAAGUGGCUACAGCUGAAAUCAGCGUGGUCUCUGAGACCGUGGAAGCUGCAGCAGCUGCAGCACCAUUCUUUGUGAAGAAGCCACUUUCACAAAAACUUGUGGAAGGUGGCAGUGUUGUGUUUGUUUGCCAGAUUGGAGGCAGCCCCAAACCUCACAUCUACUGGAAGAAAAAUGGUGUCCUGCUCACAUCAGGAUACAGAUAUCGUGUAAGUUACAAUAAGGACACUGGAGAAUGCAAGCUAGAAAUCUCCAUGACAUUUGCUGAUGAUGCUGGAGAGUAUACUAUCUCUGCCAAGAACCAGCAUGGAGAGGUAUCUACCUCUGCAAGACUUCUUGAGGAAGAGGAAUAUGAAGCUUAUAUAAAAACCCUGGAUGUGACAUACAAAACAGAAGUGACCACUACAGUGAUUCAGGAGCCCAAAGUUGCGGAUUUGCCCCCUCUGGUCUUAAGUGAAUACGAAAUGCAGAGAAGGAUGGCUCAACAAGCACAAAUGACGACAUUCAUAUCAGAGAGGGAAUUCCAGAUCUCUGCUCUUGAGCAGAGAAUCAUUCAAGAGAUUGAGAUCAGGAUCCUCAAGAUUACAUAUCGUGAUCUGGUUAUUGAGGAUGGAGAGGAAAUGCUGUUAAGUGCAGCUGAGCAUGAGGCAGUGGGAUCUGCUUUUAGCACCCCUGUCAAAAGCUACAGAAUCAUGGAGGGAAUGGGUGUGACAUUCCAUUGCAAAAUGGAAGGAAAUCCCUUGCCGAAGAUUGCAUGGUACAAAGAUGGCAAGCGCAUCAAACAUGGAGGCCGUUAUCAGAUGGAGGUUCUUCAGGAUGGUAGAGCCACUCUGCGUCUUCCUGUGGUGCUGCCAGAAGAUGAGGGAGUCUACACAGCAUUAGCUAGUAACAUGAAGGGUAAUGCUGUCAGCUCCGGAAAACUCUAUGUGGAAUCCACAGCUGCUGCUCAGCCUUUUUAUCCUCAGACAGAAGCAAUGAAGAGAGUACAGUCUGAAUCCCCCAUGUCUGCCCGCUCCAUUAGUCUCUCCCCUGGACGUUCCCCUGCACGUUCUGUUAGCCGUUCUCCUGCUCGCAGGCUGGAUGAAACAGAUGAGACCCAGCUGGAAAGGCUUUACAAACCUGUGUUUGUCAUGAAACCAUCAUCCUUCAGGUGUGCCGAAGGACAGACUGCAAGAUUCGAUUUGAAAGUUGUUGGAAGACCCAUGCCUGACACUUUUUGGUUCCACAACGGACAACAAGUGGUGAAUGACUACACCCACAAGAUUGUGGUGAAGGAGGAUGGAACACAGUCCAUGAUUGUGGUGCCUGCUAUGCCUCAUGACUCUGGAGAAUGGACAGUUGUUGCUCAGAAUAGGGCUGGAAAAACUACUGUCUCUAUGACUCUAACUGUAGAAGCUAAGGAAAACUUGAUUAGACCACAGUUCAUUGAAAAGCUAAGGAAUGUCAGUGUCAAGGAAGGAACCUUGGUUGAGUUGGCUGUCAAAGCCAUUGGAAACCCACUCCCUGACAUUGUCUGGCUGAAAAACAGUGACAUAGUCUCUCCUCAUAAGUAUCCAAACAUUAAGAUUGAGGGAACCAAGGGGGAAGCACGUUUCAAAAUUCCCCAAACUGCUGGUUCUGACAGUGCAUGGUACACCGCUACAGCAAUUAAUAAAGCUGGACGAGAUACCACCCGCUGCCGUGUCAAUGUUGAGGUGGAGUACACUGAACCUGAACCAGAAAGAAAACUCAUUAUUCCUAAGGGAACUUACAAAGCUAAAGAAAUUGCUGCACCAGAGUUGGAGCCACUGCAUCUCCGUUAUGGUCAGGAACAAUGGGAGGAGGGUGACCUUUAUGACAAGGAGAAGCAGCAGAAGCCACACUUCAAAAAGAAACUGACCUCAGUAAGACUCAAGCGUUUUGGUCCUGUACACUUUGAAUGCAGACUCACCCCUAUAGGUGAUCCCACAAUGGUUGUUGAGUGGCUACAUGAUGGCAAGCCCCUGGAAGCUGCCAACAGGUUACGCAUGAUUAAUGAAUUUGGCUAUUGCAGUCUGGACUAUGAGGUUGCAUAUUCCAGAGACAGUGGUGUGAUCACAUGCAGAGCCACCAACAAAUUUGGUGUUGACCAGAACUCAGCCACCCUGAUUGUGAAAGAUGAAAAGAGCCUUGUUGAGGAAAGUCAGUUGCCUGAGGGUAGGAGGGGACCGAGAAUAGAUGAAUUAGAGCGCAUUGCUCAUGAGGGAGCUCCUGCCGGUGUUACCGGAGAUGAAAUCACUGAAAAAUCUAAGCCUGAGAUUGUCCUACUUCCAGAGCCCAUUGCAGUAUUGGAGGGGGAAACUGCUAAAUUCCGUUGUAGAGUAACUGGAUACCCAACCCCAAAAGUCAACUGGUACCUGAAUGGAAAGCUUAUUCGCAAGAGCAAAAGAUUCAGACUACAGUAUGAUGGCAUUCACUACCUUGAGAUUGUGGACUGUAAGUCUUAUGACUCAGGAGAUGUCAAAGUUGUGGCAGAGAACCCUGAGGGAACUGCAGACAAUAUUGUGAAGCUAGAAAUCAAACAGAAGGAGGAUUUCAGGUCAAUCCUGCGACGUGCUCCUGAGAUUAAGGCUCCAGAAGGUCCUGGCCCUGAGCAUGGCAGAGUAUCUUUUGAUGUUGUUAAGGUGGAUAAACCUACUGAGACCUCACAAGCUAAAGAGGUUGUCAAGCUAAGGAGGGCUGAGAGAGUUGUUCAUGAGAAGCCUACCGAAGAGACAGAGGAAUUAAGAAGCAAAUUUAAACGCAGAACUGAAGAAGGCUACUAUGAGGCCAUUUCCUCAGUGGAGUUUAAAUCUCGCAAGAAGGAUGAGUCCUAUGAAGAGAUGCUGAAGAAGAGAAAGGAGGAGCUUCUGCACUGGACUAAGGAGAUACCUGAAUCUGAGAAGAAGAAGAUGGAAGAGGAGCGCAAACUUACCAUUCCUACCAUCAAGCCUGAGAAAAUAACUCUUUCUCCUAGUAUGGAGGCACCAAAGAUCUUAGAACGUAUUCAGAGCCAGACUGUCAUCCUGGGAGAUGAAGUACGCUUCCGUUGCAGAGUAGUUGGUAAACCAGAUCCAGAAUGCCAGUGGUACAAGAAUGGAAUCUUGCUGGAAAAGUCAGACCGAAUUUAUUGGUACUGGCCUGAGGACCAUGUCUGUGAACUGGUUGUUAGAGAUGUCUCAGCUGAAGACUCGGCUAGCAUUAUGGUAAAAGCCAUUAACAUUGCAGGAGAGACUUCAAGCCAUGCCUUCUUGCUGGUGCAAGGCAAGCAAGUUGUAACCUUCACACAGAAAAUUGAGGAUGUAUAUGCCAAAGAAAAAGACAACAUGGUGACCUUUGAAUGCGAAACAAAUGAGCCUUUUAUCAAGGUUAAAUGGUUGAAAAACAAUAAUGAGAUUUUCUCUGGGGAAAAAUACAGGAUGCAUUCUGACAGAAAAGUGCAUUUCCUAUCUGUCCUGGUUAUCGGCAUGGAUGAUGAUGCUGAAUACACUUGUGCUGUUGUUGAGGAUGAUAACAUAAGAACAUCAGCCAGACUUCAUGUUGAAGGUGCACCACUUGAAAUUGUGAAGAAUUUGGAGAGUGUUGAAGUACCAGAGUCAUAUGCAGGGGAGUUUGAGUGUGAACUAUCCCGUGAGGAUGCUGAAGGCACCUGGUACUUUGAGAACAAAGAGAUCACCCCAAGCAUGAAGUAUGUCAUGACCUCUCGCCGUGGAAGACACAGCCUGUGUGUCAAGGACGUGAAGAAAGAGGACCAAGGCAAAUACACUUUCAGAGUGGGUGAUCUAAAGACAAGUGCUAAUCUGAAGAUGAAAUUGCGCCCAGUUACACUGAUGCAAGGCCUUUCUGACCUAACUAUCUGUGAAGGUGAUAUCGCUCAGCUGGAGGUCCGAUUCUCUCAGGAGAAUGUGGAGGGAACAUGGUUCAAGAAUGGCCAACCCAUCUCUGCUACUGAUAGGAUUCACAUUGUUAUUGACAAACUAGUACACAAGCUCCUCAUUGAAAACGUAACCAAAGAAGAUGCUGGAAUGUACUCCUUUAAUGUUCCUGCUCAUGGCAUUUCCACCGCAGGAAAACUAUCUGUGCAAACAAUUAGUAUUGUAGCACCUCUGAAGGAUGUUAGCACAAUUGAAGGCACGAAGGCAGUGCUAGAAGCCAAAAUUUCAGCUGCUGAUGUGAGCGCAGUGAAAUGGUACCAUAAUGACAAGCUACUGACUGCUAGCGACAGAGUCCAGGUCGUGGCCAAGGGCUCCAAACAACGACUAGUACUGAACAGGACAUAUGCUUCUGACGAAGGACACUAUAAACUGGUUGUUGGCAAAGUUGAUUCAUCAUGCAAGCUAACUGUUGAGAAGAUCAGUAUCGUAAAACACAUGGAGGACUGUGUGUGCACAGAGACCCAGAAUGUCACAUUUAAGGUUGAGCUGUCUCACCCUGGCAUUGAUGCUCUCUGGACAUUUAAGAGUCAACCUCUGAAGGCUGGUCCCAAGUACAAAAUUGAUUCUAAGGGCACAAAGUAUAGCCUCACUGUUCUCAAUGCCAUGAAAGAUGAGGAGGGCCCUUAUGUGUUUGCAGCUGGUGAAAAGACUUCAAGUGCCAAACUUAUAGUAUCAGGUGGCGCCAUUAACAAACCACUGCAGGAUGUAACUGUUGCAGAGUCCCAGACAGCUGUAUUAGAGUGUGAAGUUGCCAGCGCUUCUGCUGAGGGAAAGUGGCUUAAGGAUGGAAAACCUGUUGAGUUCAAUGAUAAUGUCCGGAGGGAACAGAUCGGUCCUGUAAGACGCCUUGUUAUUGACAUCUCAAGACCACAGGAUAUUGGAGAAUACACCUACCAGGUGGCAAACUCUAAAACUUCAGCUAACCUGAAAGUUGAAGCUGUAAAGGUCAAGAAGACACUAAAGAACCAAACUGUCAUUGAGACACAAGAGGCUGUGUUCAGUAUUGAACUCACACAUUUGGAAGUGAAAGGGGUCCAGUGGAUCAAGAAUGGAGUUGAAAUUCUUCCAAGUGAUAAAUAUGAAAUAGCAACAGAUGGCAUGGUUCACAUGUUGAAGAUUAAAAAUUGUAACACCCAGGAUGAAUCAGUUUAUGGAUUUAAACUUGGAAAACUCACUGCUAAUGCAAGACUCAAUGUUGAGACAAUUAAAAUUGUGAAGAAGCCCAAAGAUGUGACUUCACUGCUUAAUUCUACUGCUUCCUUUGAGUUAAGCGUAUCCCAUGAUAAUGUCCCUGUUAAAUGGAUGUUCAAGAACCAAGAGCUUCAGCCAAGUGCAAAUAUCCAAAUCCUUUCAGAGAGGAAAGCUCACAAGCUUAUCAUUGCCAAUGUUGAAGAAAACAUGGCAGGAGAAUACACAGCUGUUGUGGGACAUGUGCAGUGCAGUGCAUUUUUACAUGUUGAGUCUUUGAGAGUCACAAAGCCCAUGAAGAAUAUCGAGAUUCCAGAGACUCAGGUGGCCACAUUCGAAUGUGAAGUUUCACAUUUUAAUGUCCCAUCCACAUGGCUGAAAAAUGGAGUUGAGAUUGAAAUGAGCGAGAAGUUCAGAAUAGUUGUGCAGGGUAAGCUGCACCAACUAAAGAUCAUGAACACCAGCCGAGAUGAUACUGCAGAGUACACAUUUGUCUGUGGAAAUGACAAAGUCUCAGCCACCCUGACUGUUAGCCCUAUACUCAUCACCUCCAUGCUCAAAGACCUAAAUGCUCAAGAAAAGGAUACCAUUACAUUUGAGGUGACUGUUAAUUAUGAGGGCAUCACCUACAAAUGGCUGAAGAAUGGUGUGGAAAUUAGAUCUACUGACAGAUGCCAGACUCGUUCGAGACAGCUUACUCACUCUCUCACCAUCCGCAACGUGCACUUUGGGGAUAGUGCAGAGUACAAGUUUGUGGCAGGAUCUGCUCAGACAUCAGCAAAACUGUUUGUUGAAGCUCGUGUCAUUGAGUUUAGAAAGCACAUCAAAGAUAUCAAGGUGACUGAGAAGAAAAAGGCAAUCUUUGAAUGUGAGCUCUCUGAGCCCAAUGUUCAAGUCACAUGGAUGAAGAAUGGGCAGGAACUUGAGCUAUCUGAAAGGUUCAAGGUUACCACAGACAAAUAUAUUCAGCGCUUAAUGAUACAGACUGUUCGCAUGUCUGAUGCUGGGGAAUACUCAGUGGUUGCAGGAUCCAGCAUGUCCAAAGCUCAACUCGUAGUAGAAGGCAAAGAUGUCCGCAUCACUGAACCUGUUGAGAAAGAAAUAACAGUGCUUGAGAAGCAGAGAGCUACAUUGGAAUUUGAAGUCAAUGAGGAUGAUAUCGAUGGACGCUGGCUCAGAAAUGGUGUUGAAAUUCAAUUCACUCUUGAUAAGCGUUAUAACUAUGUGACCAUUAGGAAAAUUCAUCGCUUGACAAUCACAGAAACCUGGAGGAGUGAUGCUGGAGAAUACACUUUCAUUGCUGGGAAGAACAGGAGUGUGGUGACCCUACAUGUCAACAUUCCUGAGCCUCCUCGGAUCAUCAGGCAUAUGGAACCUUUGUCUGUUGAGGCUGGGAAACCUGCACGCUUUUCUGUUGAAGUGACUGGCAUCCCUGAACCCCAUGUUUCCUGGUAUAAGAACUCUCAGGCAUUAUCUCCUGGAUUCAAGUGCAAGUUUCUGAGAGAGGCAAAUGAACACACUCUGCUACUUAUUGAAGUCUUCCCAGAGGAUGCAGCUCAGUACAACUGUGAGGCAAAAAAUGACUAUGGGCAGGCCACCAGCUCUGCUUCACUGAACGUUGAAGUUCCAGAGGUUGUUUCACCUGACACUGGUGCACCUUUAUCCCCACCUGUGAUUAUAUCUCCAAUACAACACACCUCUGCCACUGAAGGAGGAUCUGCCAGAUUUCAGUGCCGGGUGUCUGGAGAAGAUCUGACAAUUACAUGGUUUAGCAAAGACAAAGAGAUCAAACAGUCAAGCUUCUUCAGAAUGUCUCAGUUCGAUGACAGCUGCCAGCUGGAGAUAGCCAGAGUUUAUCCUGAGGAUGAGGGAGAGUACACCUGUGUUGCUCGCAAUUCUGCUGGAAUGGUUUCUUGCUCUGCUGUACUUAAACUGGAGGUUACCAAACAUGAGGAUAUUGAAACAAAAAUUGAAGAAGUCAUCAAAGUGCCACCUGUUUUCAGGCAUAAAAUUCAUACUCUGGAGACUAGUGUUGGCAGCCCAGCCAAAUUUGAAUGUGAGAUUGAAGAUGCUCCAAAUGUUACCUUCACAUGGUUCAAGUCUGGCUAUGAGAUCAGACAGAGUGACAAGUACAGGAUCAUAAGCUACUCUACCACAUCAUCUCUGGAGCUUCUGAGUCCAACAAAAGCUGAUAGUGGAGAGUACAUGUGCAAAGCUUUAAACCAACAUGGUAGCGAUAGUUGCUCCGCUAACCUGACUGUGGCAGAGGUUUUCCCACCAGAAUUUGUGUCAAAGCCUGAACCGAUGACAUUAUUUGUGGGUAAACAGGCUAAAUUUCAGUGUGUUAUCACUGGUUCUGCACCAAUGAAUGUUGUAUGGUACAAGGACAACAUUGCUAUUUUGCCCGAUGAGAACCAUAAAGUGUCCUUUGAGAAGAACAAGCAUUGUCUUGAGAUUAUGAAACUUGAGCAAAGUGAUCAGGGAACUUACCUUUGCAAAGCUUCAAACAGUGUUGGCAUGGCUACAUGCUGCACUGAAAUGAGAGUUAUAGACAAACCCACUUUUGUGAAGACCUUUGAAUCAACUUCUGUAGCUGUGGGCAACCCAUUGCGACUUGAGUGCCAGGUAGAUGAAGAUACAGGUGUGACUAUCACUUGGACAAGGGAUGGCAAGAAACUCCAUAACACUAUGGAUAGCAAAAUAUCUUUUGAUGAGAAAGUCGUCAGCCUUGAUAUCCCAAAAGCCAAGAUAAAAGAUACAGGCACUUAUGUCUGUACUGCUUCAAAUGAUGCUGGAAGCAGCAGCUGCUCUUCUGUGGUUAUGGUGAAAGAACCUCCAGUAUUUGUUAAGAAACUGGAGCCGAAGAUCCUUUGGAAACAAGGCAUUUCUGCGCGCUUACAGUGCACUGUUAAAGGAUCUCCUGAGCUCCAUGUCAGUUGGUUUUUAAAUGAGAAACAACUCAGCUCCAGUGAAAGACAUAAAAUCACCUUCAAGGAUGGUCAAGCUACUCUUGAGAUUAUUGACCUUAUUGUGUCAGACAGUGGAAAUUACACAUGUGAAGUAAUGAAUGAGGCUGGCUGUGAAAGUUGUAGCACCAACUUGACUGUUAAAGAACCCCCUGCUUUCAAAAAGGAGUUAGAAAUGGUGGAAGUGGUAAAGGGGAAUACAGCAAAACUCCAGUGUGAAAUUACUGGCACUGCUCCAUUUGAUGUCUCUUGGUUAAAGGACAGGAAACCAGUGAUCACUGAUAAAAGGCACAAAAUUGUAUCAAAGGACACCCUUUCAUAUUUGGAAAUACAGGCAUUUGACAGUGCAGAUGUUGGGGACUACCAAUGUGUUGUUUCAAAUGAAGUUGGUAAAAUAACUUCUAAAUCAAUAGCCAAACUGAAAGAACCUCCAUCUUUUGUAAAGAAAAUUGAAAACACAACUGCAGUUUUGGGCAGUGCUGUGAAACUGCAGGGUACUCUUAAAGGCUCAGCCCCUAUUACUGUCUCAUGGCUAAAGGAUUCUGAGCUACUCAGACAUGAUGAUCCUAAUAUUACAAUGACUUUUGAAAACAACAUUGCCAGUUUGGCAAUUGCAAAAAUAGCCAUGAACCAUGAUGGAAAGUACACAUGCUUAGCUGAAAAUGAGGCUGGCCAGCAAAAAAGUGAAGCCAAGUUAUCAGUUCAAGAACCAGCUAGAAUUGUUGAUAAAGCACCAUCCAUCAGUGUAACAGCAGGAGACUCUGCAACUUUGGAAUGCACUGUAUCAGGAAGUCCGGAUCUUAAAGUUAAAUGGCUUCGUGAUGGCAAGGAAGUGACAGGAGGACGAAAAUACAAAAUCUCUUUUAAGGACAAUGUAGCAAGCUUAAAAAUCCUUUCAGCAGAGAGGGGAGAUAGCUGUGAAUACACAGUGGAAGUUUCUAAUCGGGUUGGAAAAGACCACUGCUCUUGCUCUGUCACAGUUCUUGAUAAAAUUAUACCACCAACCUUCACAAAAAGUCUUAAAAAGGUUGAUGGCAACCUUGGAGGAAAUAUCCAGAUGGAAUGUAAGGUGUCAGGCUCACAGCCCAUGACAAUAUCUUGGUUCAAAGAUGGAAAAGAGAUCACAACUGGUAUAAAGUACCAAAUUGAAUUAAAAGAAAGCACUGCUUUAUUGAAAAUAUCUCAGUUAGAGACUGCUGAUGCUGGGGUUUUUACAUGCCAUGCAACUAAUGCUGCAGGGCACAGUGAGACCAGUGGAACAGUUUCUGUUAAAGAGCCACCAAUCUUCACAUUGAAACCUGAACCUCAAGAUGUUAUACCAGGGUCUAAUGUUGUUUUGAAAGCUGCUUUUACUGGAACACCAACUUUUACUACUAAGUGGUUCAAAGAUGAAAAAGAGAUAUUAACUGGAGGUACUUGCUUCAUCAAGAAAGAUGCCUCUUCAAGUACCUUGGCACUGCACUCUGUGAAGCCAUCACAUUCUGGCAACUAUACUUGCCAAGUUGCCAACGAUGCAGGAAAGGUUUCAUGCACCGCAGUCUUAUUUGUGAAAGAACCUCCAACGUUUGUGACAAAACUUGAUUCAACUAUAUUAGCAGUGAAAGGCAGUGUUGUGGUUUUGGAGUGUAAAGUAACUGGCAGUCCAGAAAUUGCUAUUAAGUGGUAUAAAAAUAAUAUAGAAUUCAGCCCAAGUAAUAAAUAUCAAAUGACCUUCACUGACUCAGUUGCUACACUGCAGAUAUCUGACUGUAGUUUUGAAGAGAGUGGGGAUUAUAUUUGUGUAGCAUCCAGCGAUGCUGGCAGUGACAAGUGCAGCUGCUUGGUCACAGUCAAAGAACCUCCUGCGUUCAUUAAGUUAUUUGAGUCCAGAGAAGUUGUCAAAGGAUCUGAUGUUGUGCUCGAGGGAACAGUCUCAGGAACACCUCCAUUUGAGGCUUCAUGUUUUAAAGAUUUAACCCAAAUCAGAAAUGACCGCCGGCAUAUCAUUAACGUAAAGAAUGAUGUAGUUACUAUUGAGAUUCUUAAGUUUGAACCUGGAGAUGCUGGCAAAUAUAAAUGCACACUAGCAAAUGAAGUGGGACAGACAACAUGUGAUUGUGAAAUUAUAUUGAAAGAACCACCAUCAUUCACGCAGAAGCUAGAUAACAUGGAUGCCUUACUAGGCACCGAGCUUACAAUGCUGUGUGUUGUGAAAGGCUCACUGCCUAUGAAAGUGUCAUGGACAAAAGGUGACCAUGAGGUCAAAGAUACUGAGGAUGUCCAGAUGUCUUUUGAGAACAGAACAGCAGUGCUGCAUUUGUCUAAUGUACAGUUAAAACAUUCUGGAAAGUACACUUGUCAUGCCCAGAAUGAGGCUGGAAGUCAGAAGUGUGCAGCAGCUUUGGUUGUCAAAGAGCCAGCAAAUAUUACAGAUCAGGCCAAGUCUAUAAGUGUUACAGUAGGAGAUCCUGCCACUCUGGAGUGCAGGUUCUCAGGCACUAAACCCCUGAAAGCCAAAUGGCUGAAGGAUGGGAAAGAACUGAUAUCUGGUAAAAAAUACAAAAUACAAACCACUGAUAAAAGCUCCACAUUAAAGAUCCUUUCUGCUGAGAGGAAUGACGAAGGCAAAUAUACGUUUGAAGUUUCAAAUGAUGUUGGCAGCAGCACUUGUGAGGCCUCUGUAACAGUACUAGAUCAAAUAAUUAAACCAUCAUUUACAAGAAAAUUAAAACAACUGGAAAGUAUUAAAGGAUCCUUUGCACAGCUGGAAUGUCUGGUUGCAGGAUCACUGCCUAUAACAAUCACUUGGUUUAAGGAGAACAAGGAGUUAGAGACAUCUGAAAAACAUAAGUGUGUUUUCUUUGAGAAUGCAGCAUCUUUGGAAAUCAGUCGUCUUGAUAGUGUGGACAGUGGAAAUUAUACCUGCAUUGCUACAAACAAAGCAGGCAGUGCACAGUGUUCUGGUGUCUUAAAAGUUAAAGAGCCUCCUGUUAUCAUUGAGAAACCUGAGUCACACCGGGUCAUACCUGGAACCAGAGUGAAAUUCAGUGUACUUCUGUCUGGAACUCCCCCACUGACCAUCAGGUGGUUCAGAAAUAAAAAAGAGGUCUUAUCAGGGGUUGACUGCUCCAUUCAGAAAGAUGACUCUUCAAGCUCACUUGAGCUGUUUUUCACUAAGCCAUCAGACUCUGGGGACUACAUUUGUGAAAUAAGCAAUGAUGUUGGCUCAGAUUCCUGCCAAACAACACUAUUUGUCAAAGAACCCCCCAAAUUCAUCCGAAAGCCAGACAAAGUUUCAGUAGUGAAACCUGGCCAGCCUGUAAUUUUUGAGUGUGAGGUCACAGGCACACCAGAAAUAGACACAUACUGGUUUAAAGAUGGCAACGACUUAAGUCCCGAUGACAAGCAUAAAAUGAGUUUUGUCAACUCAUUGGCACGGCUUGAGAUUACUGGUGCUGAUCUUAAAGAUAGUGGUGUAUAUUACUGUGAAGCCCGCAAUGAGGCAGGUAGUGAGAGCUGUAGCAUGGAUCUGAAAGUGAAAGAGCCACCGGUUAUUGUAAAACCAUUAACUCCUGUAGAGGUUGUGAAAGGAUUGAAUGCCUCUUUUGAGUGUCAAAUUAGAGGCACAGCUCCUUUUAAUAUAACCUGGCAAAAAGAUUCCAAGGAAAUAAAGCCAAGCACAAAGCACAUAUUCUCUCAGAAAAAUGGUUCACUAAUGUUACUUGACAUACAGAAAUGUGAUGACUUGGAUGUUGGCGAGUACCAGUGUAUUAUUUCAAAUGAAGUUGGAACUUGUUCAUGUAGCACAACACUUAGCAUAAAAGAGCCACCUUCAUUUGUAGAAAAGAUCCAGAAUGUUACAACAGUGUUGGGAAAUGUAGCAGAGUUUAAAUGUGUUGUGAAGGGGUCACCUCCUCUGACCAUACAAUGGCAGAAAGAUGAAACAUGGAUAUUGGAAGAUGCUGAGAUUGAGAGAACAUUUGAGAAUAAUGCUGCUACAUUAAGAAUUCCCAUGUGCCAGUCUAACCAUGGUGGAAGAUACACCUGCCAGGCUAUGAAUGAGGCAGGGCAGGAGAAGUGUUUUGCCACUCUUUUGGUUCAAGAGCCUCCUCAGAUUAUUGAAAAACCAGAACUUAUAAAUGUCACUGUUGGAGAUCCAGUCAGUUUUGAGUGCAAAGUUACAGGCACUGCCGAACUGAAAGUGAAAUGGAGUAAAGAUGGCAAAGAGCUGGUCCCAUCCAGACAACAUAGCCUCAGUUUUGUCAAUAACAUCAGUAACCUAAAGAUUCAGGCUGCACAGUUAGAUGAUGGAGGAACUUACCUCUUUGAGGUCUCCAACUACAUCAGUACCUGCACUUGUAAAGUGACUUUAAAUGUCCUAGAACAAAUAAUUCCUCCUGCCUUCAUCAAACCCCUGACUGACAUGGAAGAGAUUCUAGGUUCCCCAGUAAAACUAGCAUGCAAUAUAUCUGGCUCACUUCCCAUAUCUGUGGAGUGGUUUAAAGAUGGAACUAAACUAACAGGAAAAGCCAAGCAUAAACUGGUACAAGACCACAACAAUGUCUCUUUGGAGAUUGAGCGACUAGAGAAAGCAGACACUGGAACUUACUCUUGUAAACUUACCAACAAAGCAGGCAGUUGUGAAUGCAGUGGAACACUGAGGGUGAAAGAACUCCCAAGCUUUGUGGUGGUGCCUGAGCCGCAAGCUGUCAUACCAAACACCACAGUUCGUUUUAAAUGUACCUUUAAAGGAACACCACCCUUCACAGUGAAAUGGUUCAAAGAAGAUACUGAGCUGAUUACUGGACCAUCCUGCUUUAUUGGCAUUGAAGGCCUUUCAAGUUUCAUAGAUCUUUAUGCUGUGGGACUUUCAAACACUGGGCCAUACUCUUGCCAAGUUAGCAAUGAUGCUGGUACAGAGAAAUGUACCACAAGCUUAUUGGUGAAAGAGCCACCUGAAUUUGUACAGAAACUACCAGCAACAAAGUUUCUAAAGAUGGGUUUGCCUCUCCGACUUGAAUGCAAAGUUACUGGCACACCACCUUUGAAAAUUAGCUGGUUCAAAAAUGACAACAUGGUCACUGAGAGUAACAACAUGAUGAUGGCUUUCGAUGGCUCGAUGGCAGUACUUGAGAUUCUGAGCACCUCCAGUGAUGAUGAUGGUGUGUACACUUGUGAAGUUCAGAAUGAUGCAGGAACGAAGAGCUGCAGCACCACUCUCACAGUAAAAGAACCACCAACUUUCCAGAAGGUGCCCUCACCUGCUGAGGGGCUGAAAGGCAAAGAUAUCAGUCUUAGCUGUGAGCUGAAGGGACAUGCACCAUUUGAGAUAACAUGGUUUAAAGACAAAACACAACUGAAGGAAAGUAGAAAGUAUAAAUUUGUGUCUGAGGGACACACUGCUACACUACACAUUCUUGGACUGGAUGCCUCAGAUGCUGGUGAAUAUGAAUGCAAAGCCUCAAACAAUGUAGGAAGUGAUACCUGCCAAGGAAUGGUAAAACUCAGAGAACCACCAGUUUUUGUCAAGAAACUGACCAAUAUGACAGCCAUAUCUGGUGAGGAAGUUACUCUGGUCGCAACUGUCAAAGGCUCUGAGCCAAUCAGUGUGUCUUGGGUACAAGACAAGGACCAUAUUCUUAGAGAUGGUGACAACAGAAAAAUUACAUUUGAAAAUAACCAGAUAACUCUGAGGAUCUUUAAAGCUGAUUCAACCACUGCUGGGAAGUAUACCUGUGAGAUUAAAAAUGAUGCUGGUGUGGCACAAUGCACAGCAAACAUAGCUGUUCUAGAACCUGCUGCCAUUUUGGAUAAGACAGAGUCUGUAAGUGUCACUGCCGGUGAUGCAGCAGUUUUAGAGUGCUCUGUAUCUGGAACCCCAGAGCUUAAACCAAAAUGGUAUAAAGACAGAAUGGAGUUGUCUUCUGGACAAAAAUACAAAAUCACCUUCUCCAAAAAGAUAUGCAGCCUUAAGGUGUUGUCCACAAAUCAAAGUGAUACUGGAGAAUAUACCUUUGAAGUCUCAAAUGAAGUUGGAAGUGACAGCUGCAAGAUGCACCUUGGUGUUUUAGAUAAAAUUAUCCCUCCUACAUUCUCAAGAAAGCUGAAGGAUAUGCACAGUACUGUUGAUAAACCUAUUGAACUGGAUUGCAAGGUCUCGGGUUCAGCACCUCUUACAAUUUCAUGGUAUCACAACGGCAAGGAGAUUGAGAGUGGGCCAAACUAUGAAAUUAGUUUUGCUGAGAACACCUGCACACUCAGGCUGCCCAUUCUAAACCUGUCCAACGCAGGUUCAUAUAAAUGUAAAGCAAUGAACAGUGCUGGAACUGCUGAGACUACUGCCUUUCUUGAUGUUAAAGAACCUCCAUCCUUUGUGGUGCCUCCUCAGCCAAUUGAGGCACUUCCUGGAUCAAAUGUUACAUUCACUGCAACUGUGAGAGGAAGUGCCCCAUUAAGGGUAAAAUGGUUCAGGGGCAGUAAGGAGAUUAUGUCUAGUGGAGCUUGUGUGAUUGCUCUGAGAGGAGACAUAGCUACACUGGAACUCUUUCAAAUUGACAAAUCUCAUUCAGGAGAAUACACCUGUCAAAUUAUUAAUGAUGUUGGGAAGGAAAACUUCCCUGUAAAUCUUUUUGUCAAAGAGGCUGCACGCUUUGUCAAAAAACUGAAAAACAUCUCUGUUGAAGUGGGCAAGUCAAUGAUACUUGAAUGCACAUAUGCUGGAAGCCCUAAGAUUCUUGUAAAAUGGCACAAAGAUGGCCAGGAGAUCUUCUCCUCUUAUAGAUACAAUAUAACAACUACUGAGCACUCCUGCAUCCUGGAGUGCCUCAAUACUGAUAAAGAGGCAGGAGGAAAAUACUCCUGUGAAGUUUCUAAUGAAGCUGGCUCUGACAUCUGUGAUGCAACAGUGUCUAUUUUAGAGCCACCAUUCUUUAUUGAGACUUUGGAACCAAUGGAAGUGACUGCAGGUGAUGCAGUCUGUCUGAAAUGCCAAAUUGGGGGCACUCCUGACAUCAAAGUCUCCUGGUUUAAAGGGGAUGGCAAAGUUCGAUCUUCUCCGAGCUGUAGAAUUGAGUACUCCAAAGGUGUAGCUUGUUUGAAAUUAGCCAAAGCCUCCAAAGCUGACAUUGGAGAAUACACUUGUAAGGCAGAAAACAACAUUGGAUCUGCCUCUUCUAGCUGCCACUUAACUGUACAAGAGGCCAAGACUCCACCUUCAUUCCCUAAGAAAAUCACUAGCAUUCAGCAAACUGUAGGCCAUAGUGUUCAGUUUGAGUGCCGUGUUGCGGGAUCAUCUCCACUGGAGAUCUCUUGGCUUAAAGAUGGAGAAGUUCUAAAGAGUAGCCCAGAGUAUACUAUGACAUUUGAUGAUAAUUCUGCUGUACUGAGAAUUGCAGAGGGACAAAUGAGACAUUCUGGAGAAUAUACUUGUGUUGCAACAAAUAUUGUUGGAACUGCCUCUUGUAGAGCCAAGCUCACACUCCAAGAGCCAAGAUACCCACCUGUGUUUGACAGAAAACUUUCACCCGUGGAUGUCUUAGUUGGAAAUGCUGUGCAGUUGGAAUGCCACAUGACUGGAUCAUUGCCUAUAAAAGUUACUUGGUCAAAGGAUCAUAAAGAUAUCCGCACAGGGGGCAAUUAUAAGAUAUCAUGUGUGGAUAAUACUGCCCAGCUGACUAUACUGAAAGCAGAUAAGGCUGACUCAGGCCACUAUUCUUGCCAUGCUAGUAAUGAUAUUGGGAAGGACUCUUGUUCAACAGAUGUCACUGUGAAAGAACAAAAGAUUCCACCAAGCUUCACCAAAAAGCCUUCAGAAACCCUCGAGGAAACUCAGGGCAAGUUGGUGAAGAUUGAGGCACGUGUUGCUGGAUCACAGCCCAUGAUUGUCAACUGGUAUAAGGAUGACAAAGAAAUCUUCAGCUCUGACAGAUAUGACAUAACCUUCAAAAGCAACAUGGCUGUGAUGGUGAUAAAGAGUUCUUCCACCUCAGAUAGUGGUACUUAUACAUGCAAAGUCACCAAUGAGGCUGGUUCUGCUUCUUGCCAGGUUUUGGCUCAUAUUUCAGAGCGGAAGGUACCACCGAGCUUUGACUUGCCUCUUAAACCUGUGACAUUGAAUGAGGGUGAGACACUGUCUCUUAGUUGCCAUGUACGUGGCUCUCCACCACUGAAAAUCGAGUGGAUGAAGGACAGAAGGGAGUUGAAGUCCUCUGCAAACACCAAGAUCACUUUUGUAGAUGGUACAGCUACAUUAGAAAUGCUCAAUGUGUCUAAAACAGAUGCAGGAGAUUACCUCUGUAAGGCAACCAAUGAAGCUGGUAGUGAGUUCUGCAAGUCCAGAGUUACUAUCAAAGUAACAGAGAAGCCAAAAGCUCCUGCUCCUGCUCCAGCACCUGCAGUACCAGCAGCUCCUGAACCAGCUAAGAAAUUGGACAAUUUGUUCUUCAUUGAGGAACCCAAAAGUGUCCAUAUCACUGAGAAGGGCACUGCAACCUUCAUCGCCAAGGUUGGCGGUGAUCCCAUUCCUAAUGUAAAAUGGAUGAAGGGCAAAUGGAGGCAAAUGACUCAUGGUGGUCGCGUUGCCAUUGUGCAGAAGGACCAAGAUUCCAAGCUGGAAAUCAGAGAUGUGACCAAAUCUGAUGCUGGACAGUACAGAUGUGUAGCAUCAAACAAACAUGGAGAAAUCGAAUCCAGCACUGAUCUGACUGUUGAUGAGAAGAAAGCAUUUGCACCUGAAAUGGUCACAUUAAAGAAGACACCAUCUAAACAGAAAAGCCCCAAAGAGGAAAAGGAAAUUGAUAUUGUUGAGCUGCUUAGAAAUGUGGACCCCAAAGAGUAUGAGAAAUAUGCACGCAUGUACGGUAUCACAGACUACCGUGGCCUUCUUCAAGCCAUUGAAUUUCUAAAGAAGGAGAAAGAAGAAGAAAAAAUGGCAAGACCUGAACUGGAACAUACAAGACGAGAAUCAGAGGAAGAGGAUCUAUCAAAACUUGUGGCUGACUUACAGAAGAGAAUGGAGCAAACUGAGCCUGUAACAUUGAUUAAAGACAUCACAGACCAGACUACAGUUGCCAACAAAGAGGCUGUGUUUGAAUGUGAGAUCAAAAUCAACUACCCAGAGAUAAGUUUAUCCUGGUACAAAGGAACCCAGAAACUUGAUUCAAGUGACAAGUAUGAGAUUAAUGUUGUUGGUGACCGCCACAUCUUAAAGAUCAAGAAUUGCCAGUCCCGGGAUGAGGGCAGUUAUCGCAUUGUAUGUGGACCGCAUAUCUCCAGUGCCAAAUUGACAGUUUUGGAAGGUGAAGUGGAAAAGCACUUGGAGGAUGUCACUGACAUUGAUGUAGGAAGGGUACCAUAUGAUAUUCCUGAUUCAUCAAUACAAGUCCCUGAAGCACCAUCUGCAUUUGCUGUUGAAGCUGAAUCAUCUAUCGAAUAUUAUCAUUAUGAAGAAAAGAUGGAAAUUCAAGAGUAUGAAUACAGAACAGAAGAAAGGAUAGUAGAGGAAAUCUCUGUUACAGUUCCAAGAAUUCCUGUGGAAGAGGUUGUUGAGAAGAAGGCACUCGGAGUGAGAGAAGUCGUCCCGACCAAAGUUCCUGAGAUGGUUGAGGAACCACAGGAGAAACCUACACCAGUUGAGGAAAAGAUAGAAGCACCAAUAAAAGUACCCGAAGCAAAGAAACCCAAAGAUGAAAAAGUAAUACCAUACAAAGUGGAAGAACCAAAAGAGUUUCGCCCUACAGAAGAAUAUGAAGAGGUUCCUACUCCUCAGCCAACUCAGCCUGCCCCAGAGAAAGUGCCAGAAGCUGUAGUACCUGUGGUACCAGAGCCUAAGCCCAAAGAACCUACACCAAAACCUCCAUCAGUACCUGAAAUUAAACCAGAGCCCAAGGUGAAGACCGUACCAGAGCCUACACCGGAAAAGAAGCUAGAGCCAAAGCCUGAACCAAAGCCUGUACCAAAACCUGAACCAAAGCCUGUAGCACCAAAGGAAAUUGAACCACUUCCAGCCAAAGUUCCACUGGAGUUAAAGAAACCAAAACCAACCGAACCAGAACCACCAAAGAUGGUACCAACCAAACCAGAACCAGCUCAAGUUACUGUGGUUCCAAAGGAUGUUGUCCCACGAAAAGUGCCUGAACCAGAGAAGAUAGCUCCUUCAGAAAAACCAGCCAUUCCUCCGAAAAAGGAGGAGAUUGUUCCCAAAGUUGAAAAGAAACCAACUCCAGAGCCUGCAAAGAAAGUUGAAGCUAAAAAAGAAGAACCACCUGAGCCUGCAGCUGUGCCACAACCAAAGAAAGUUCCUCCUGUUGAAGAUGGUGAAAAAGAACCAGUUUCUGCACCUGCUCCCACACCAGUGAAAAAAGAGGGAAAACCAAAAGAAGAGGCUGGAAGGGGACGGGGCCUGAAACCAAAACAGACUCCUUCUCCUGGAGAUGUUGGACGAGGAAGAGGACUGAAACCCGGUGCUGGUGGUGACAAACCUCCAGGACAAUCCCCAUUUGAAUAUACACUUAAAGCUGUUCCUCUGAAGUUUGUAAAGGAGCUUAAAGACAUUGUGUUGCAGGAGGCUGAGUCUAUUGGUUCCUCUGCUGUGUUUGAGUGCCAGAUUUCUCCUUCUACUGCUAUAACUUCAUGGAUGAAAGAUGGAAGUAACCUCAGGGAGAGUCCAAAGCACAAGUUCACGUCUGAUGGAAAAGACCGCAAAUUGGCCAUUAUUGAUGUCCAGCUUUCUGACACAGGGGAAUACGUAUGUGUUGCCAAGCUUGGAAAUAAAGAGAAGACCUCCAUUGCCAAACUUAUUGUUGAAGAGUUGCCUGUGAGAUUCACAAAGAACCUGGAAGAGGAAAUUUCUGUAAUUAAGGGUCAGCCCAUGUACUUGACCUGUGAGUUAAGCAAAGACAGGGAUGUGCUUUGGAAGAAGGAUGGAAAGCCUCUUUCAGAAAUUGCUGGCAAGAUUGCCAUCAAUGUUAUUGGACUGCAACGUUCUGUAACAAUCCAGGAUGCAAAUGAUGAUGAUGCAGGAGUUUACACAUGCGAGUGUGAAAAUCUCAAAACUCAGUCCAAUGUUAAGAUCAUUGAAGUCAUUAGAGACUGGUUGGUGAGACCACUAAGGGACCAGCAUGUGAAACCAAAGGCCACUGCUAACUUCAAAUGUGAGCUCAUCAAAGACACUCCCAACUGGAAGUGGUACAAAGGGAAUGAAGAGAUUCCAAAUGAACCCACAGAUAAGACUGAAGUCAAAAAGGAUGGAAACAACAUUGCUUUGACUAUUAAGAAUGCCCAACCAAAUGAUGCUGAUGAGUAUGCUAUUGAAGUUGAAGGUCGUAGAUACCCAGCAAAACUGACACUUGGAGAACGUGAAGCUGAGAUCCUAAAACCCCUUGUAAGCGUUGAAGUUGUUGAAAAAGAGGAGGCCAAUUUUGAUACUGAAAUCUCUGAGGAUGAUGUACCUGGAGAAUGGAAACUUAAAGGGCAGGUUCUAACAAGAUCACCGACAUGUGAUAUCAGAGCAGAGGGAAAGAAGCGUUUCCUUACUUUGAAAAAUGUUCAGCUUGAUCAGGCGGGAGAAGUAACAUACCAAGCUCUGAAUGCCAUCACAAGUGCAAUGCUUAUAGUCAAAGAAAUUGAAAUGGACUUCAUAGUACCACUGAAGGAUAUUACAGUGCCUGAAAAGAAACAAGCUAAGUUUGAGUGUACCAUCACUAAAGAUGUGUCUAAAGUGAUGUGGUAUAGAGGAUCUGAUAUUAUAUCAUCAGACCAGAAAUAUGAUAUAAUUGAUGAUGGAAAGAAGCACAUGUUGGUUAUAAACAACUGUGAGUUUGAUGAUGAGGGAGAUUACAGUAUUGAGGUCUUAAGCAAAACAUCGAAAGCUAAACUGACUGUUGAGGGUAUUAGACUGAAGUUUGUCUCACCAAUGUCGGAUCAAACUGUGAAGGAAGGUAAAACUGCUCGGUUUGAGAUUGAGCUUUCUCAUGAGAAUGUGCCAGUGGCUUGGUACAAAAAUGAAACAAAACUGCAUCCAAGCAGAACAGUGCUUACCCAUGUUGAUGGAAAGAGAUAUAUAUUAGAAAUCAAAGAAGUCACACUAGAUGAUACUUGCCAAAUAAAGGCAGAGGCAAAAGGAAUAUCAACCACUGCAAACCUGACAGUCUUAGAGAGAGAUGCCUACUUCACAGUUAAACUUCAAGACUACACUGCAGUUGAGAAAGAUGAUGUCACUCUUGACUGUGAGCUGAGCAAAGAUGUCCCGGUCAAGUGGUUCCAUAACGAGAUUGAAAUUAAGGCCUCAAAAAUGGUUUCCAUGAAGGCUGAGGGUAACCGAAGAAUUCUCCACAUAAAGAAAGUGGAGAACAAAGAUAGUGGCAACUAUGUUUGUGACUGUGGAACAGACAAAACAAUGGCCACUAUGAAUAUUGAAGCUCGUGACAUUAAGGUUGUUCGUCCCAUGUAUGGUGUUGAGCUCUAUGAUGGUGAAACUGCACGUUUUGAAGUGGAACUCUCUGAGGAUGAUGUCCACGGCCAGUGGAAAUUAAAAGGAGAGGUUCUUUCUCAGUCACCGGAUGUUGAAAUAAUUGAGGAUGGAGCUAAGCACACUUUAACUUUGUACAACUGCAAAGUUCCCCAGUCCGGUGAAGUUUCAUUCCAAGGUGCUAAUGCUAAAUGUUCUGCAAAUCUGAAGGUGAAAGAGCUUCCAAUUACUUUCCUUACACCUUUGAGUGAUGUGCAAGUAUAUGAGAAAGAUGAAGCACGGUUUGAGUGUGAAAUAUCACGAGAACCAAAAUCCUUCAGGUGGCUGAAGGGAACCCAGGAAUUGAAGGCAGAUGACAAAUUUGACAUUGUGACAGAGGGGAAAAGGCACAGUCUUGUUAUCAAAUCUGCUGCCUUUGAAGAUGAGGCUAAAUACAUGUUUGAGGCUGAGGACAAGCGAACAUCUGCCAAACUCAUUAUUCAAGGCAUUCGUCUUGAGUUUGUCAAACCUAUCAAGGAUGUUACGGUAAAGGAGCGUGAGACUGCAGAAUUCAGCAUUGAACUUUCACAUGAGAAAGUUCAGGUCAUCUGGUACAAAAAUGAUGUGCGUUUGCACCCAAGUAAAGUGGUGCACAUGUCUGAACAUGGAAAGAUCCACACUCUGUCUUUUAAGGAGGUGUCCAUUGAUGAUACUUCUUUGAUCAAAGCAGAGGCCCUUGGAAAAAGCUGUGAGGCAAUGCUCACAGUACUUGAAGGAGAAGCUUAUUUCACUACCAAGCUACAGGACUACACAGCAGUAGAGAAAGAUGAGGUAGUGUUGAUCUGUGAACUGAGCAAACCAUCUGCUGAAGUGAAAUGGUUCAAGGAUGGCAAGGAAAUUACCCCCUCCAAAAAUAUCCUCAUCAAGGCUGAUGGCAGGAAACGUAUUCUCACAGUUAAGAGGGCUGAUAAGGGAAAUAUUGGUCAAUAUACCUGUGAUUGUAGCACUGAUAAAACAACUGCUAAAUUGAAUAUUGAAGAUCGUGACAUUAAGGUUGUCCGGCCACUGUACAGUGUGGAAGUUACAGAGACUGAGACUGCUCGCUUUGAGACAGAGAUCUCAGAGGAAGAUGUCCAUGGAAACUGGAAACUCAAAGGAGAACCUUUGCACCAGUCGCCGGACUGUGAGAUCAAGGAAGAAGGCACCAAACACAUGCUGAUUCUCUACAAUGUGCGGAAGGACAUGGCUGGUGGUGUGGACUUCAGUGCUGCCAAUGCUAAAUCUAGUGCUCAGCUCAGAGUUAAAGCACGAGUGAUAGGCCUCAUACGGCCUCUCAGGGAUGUUACAGUUACAGCUGGGGAGACGGCAACCUUUGACUGCGAACUGUCAUACGAGGGCAUAUCUGUGGAGUGGUUCCUUGGGGGUACAAAGCUGGAACCAAGCGACAGAGUGGUGGCCCGAGCUGAAGGCAGAACCCACACGUUGACCCUAAGAGACGUAAAACUGACUGAAGCAGGCGAGGUAAAACUCACUGCAAAAGAUUUCCAAAUCCAGGCCAACCUCAUUGUAAAAGAGCCUCCAGUCGAGUUCACCAAGCCGCUUGAGGACCAGACUGUAGAGGAAGAAGCUACUGCUAUACUAGAGUGUGAAGUCUCCAAAGAAAAUGCAGAGGUCAGGUGGUUUAGAGAUGGACAGGAAAUCCGUAAGACGAAGAAAUAUGAGAUGGUUGCUGAUGGCCGCAAGAGAAAGCUUAUCAUCCAUGACUGCACACUUGAUGACUCAAAGACAUAUACCUGUGAUGCCAAAGUCUUUAAAACCUCUGCUUUUCUAAAUGUUGAACCUCCACAUGUUGAGUUCACUAAACCACUCCAUGAUGUUGAGGUAAUGGAGAAAGAAACUGCCACGUUUGAGUGUGAGGUUUCCAGAGAAAAUGCCAAGGUCCGCUGGUUCAAGGAUGGUAAUGAAAUCAGGAAAGGAAAGAAAUAUGAUAUAAUUUCCAAAGGUGUUCAACGCAUGCUCAUCAUUAGCAAGUCAGUGUUUGAUGAUGAAGCUGAAUAUGAAUGCGAUGCAAGGACCUCCAAGACCUCAGGAAUACUUACUGUAGUUGAGGAGGAGGCUAGAUUCACAAAGAACCUGGCUAAUGUUGAAGGCACUGAAACUGACAGUAUUAAACUGAUCUGUGAGGUCUCCAAGUCCAGCGCAGAGGUUACCUGGUAUAAAGGUAACCAGGAAUUGCCUGAUGGUGGUAGAUAUGAACAAGUUGCAGAUGGGAGAAAGAGAAUCCUCAUCAUCCAGGCACUUCAUAUGGAAGAUGCUGGAGAAUACCACUGCAAAUUGCCCAGCUCACAAACUACAGGAAACUUAAGAAUCAAUGAACUUGCUGCCGAGUUCAUCUCCAGACCUCAAAGCCAGGAGGUGGUUGAAGGUGAAAAAGCUGAGUUUGUGUGCUCUGUGUCCAAAGACUCUUAUGAAGUCAAAUGGCUCAAGGGUGACAAAGAACUCCAGUCAGAUGACAAGUAUGAAAUUAUUUCUGAUGGCAAGAGGCGAGUCCUUGUAGUGAAGAAAUGUGAGCUCAGUGAUGAAGGACCUUUUGUGGCCCUUAUUGGUGCUACAAGAGCUUCUGCUGAUUUGAUCGUCCUUGAGAAACUCAGAAUUAUCACACCCCUCAAGGACACAAUGGCAAGUGAAGCACAAGAGAUUGUUCUCAACUGUGAGGUGAACACAGAGGAAGCCAAGGCCAAAUGGAUGAAGAAUGAUGAAACAAUAUUUGAUAGUAGCAAAUUUAUCAUGACCCAGAAAUACAAUGUGUACUCUUUGAGAAUUAUGGAUGCUGAAAUGUCAGAUGCAGCUACUUACACAGUAACGCUGACCAAUCAACGCAAUGAGUGUGUCAAGAGUUCUGCCAAGAUCACUGUACAGGAGGAGGAUCUGAAAAUCAUCGUUCCUCUGGAGGAUGUUGAAACACAGGAGAAGAAGACCAUUAGCUUCUCAUGCAAAGUAAACAGACUAAAUGUGACUCUGCAGUGGAUGAAGGCAGGACAGGAGAUCACUCUCAGCAAGCGCAUUGUGUAUCGUGUUGACAGGGCUAAGCACACCAUAACCAUUAAAGACUGUAGUCCAGCAGAUGAAGGGGAAUACACAGUCAUUGCUGGUGCUGAUAAGUCAACUGCUGAGUUGAUUAUCAGUGAAGCACCUACAGAUUUUAUCACCCAACUUCAAGACCAAACCAUUACUGAAUUUGAAGAUGCUGAAUUUACCUGCCAACUCUCUAAAGAAAAGGCUGAAAUCAAAUGGUACAGAGAUGGCAGAGAGAUCAGAGAGGGUCCACGAUAUCAAUUUGAGCGUGAUGGAAAGACCUGCACACUACGCAUUAAGGAAUGCAGACCUGAUGAUGAAUGUGAAUAUGCCUGUGGUGUAGAUGACAAAAAAUCAAGGGCUCGUCUCUUUGUUGAAGAAACACCUGUGGAGAUUAUCAGACCACCCAUGGAUAUAUUUGAGCCCCCUGGCUCUGAUGUGGUGUAUGAGGUGGAGCUCAACAAAGACAGAGUAGAAGUCAAAUGGCUAAGGAACAAUAUGACUAUUGUCCAGGGUGACAAAUACCAAAUGAUGAGUGAAGGCAAGAUUCACAGACUUCAAGUAUGUGAAAUUAGACCUCGUGAUCAGGGAGAGUACAGAGUUAUUGCUAAAGACAAGGAUGCAAAAGCCAAGCUUGAGCUUGCAGCUGUGCCAAAGAUUAAGACAAUGGAUCAGGACCUGGUGACAGAUGCUGGAAAACCAUUUGUCAUGUCAGUGCCAUACAAUGCCUACCCACAUGCUGAGGCUGAAUGGUUCUUUGACAACAUUAGCCUGCCUAAUGAAAAUCUUCAUACCACACCGGACAAAGCAGAGUACCGUUUGAAGGACCCUAAGAAGUCAGAUGAGGGCCGUUAUAAGGUCAUUAUCAAGAACAAGCAUGGACAGGGAGAGGCUUUCAUUAAUCUGAAAGUUAUUGAUGUUCCUGGCCCUGUGAAGAACCUGCAUGUGGUUGAUACUGCUGAUGGAGAGGUCAGCAUUGCAUGGGAUGAGCCUGAAAGUGAUGGUGGCAGCAAGAUUUUGGCCUAUGUGGUGGAGAGACGUGAUGUCAAGCGAAAAACCUGGACUCUGGCAACUGACCGUGCUGAUAUCACAGAGUACACGGUCACUGGGCUGCAGAGAGACUCCAUGUACUUUUUCCGUGUUUGUGCACGCAACAGAGUUGGAAGUGGUCCGAAUGUUGAAACAGAUGAAGCAGUGCAAGCUAAAAAUAAAUUUGAUGUUCCUGAUGCACCUCAAAAUGUCACUGUGGGAAAUGUGAACAAGUUUGGAGCCACAGUCUCCUGGGAACCACCUCUGUUUGAUGGUGGAUCUGAAAUCACAUCCUACAUCAUUGAACUCCGUGACAGAACAUCUGUGAAAUGGUCUCCAGUCAUGGUGACUAAAGCACAAGAUCGUUCAGCUAUAAUCAAUGAUGUUAUUGAAAACAAGGAAUAUAUCUUCCGUGUAAGAGCAGAGAACAAGGCUGGUCCUGGCAAGCCAAGUGCUGCCACUAACCCAGUUAAAAUCAUGGACCCAAUAGAGAGACCAAGCCCACCCCUGAAUCUGACACACUCUGAACAGACCAAGGAUUCCUGUCUGCUGACAUGGGAGACCCCUCUUAGAAAUGGUGGCAGCAUGAUCACUGGCUAUAUUAUUGAGAGAUGUGAGGAAGAUUCAGACAAGUGGCUGAGAUGUAAUGCCAGGCUUUGUCAGGACCUCUCAUACAGGAUGUCAGGUCUUAAAUUUGGAAAGAAAUAUAAGUACAGAGUCAUUGCUGAGAAUGCAGCUGGUCAGUCUGACCCAUCUAAUAUUGUUGGGCCUAUGCUGGCAGAUGAUCCACACUUUGCACCUACACUGGACUUGAGUGCCUUUAAGGAUGGCCUGGAGGUCAUUGUUCCUCAGCCUCUUACUAUUCGUGUUCCUAUCACUGGAUACCCAACACCCACUGCUAAGUGGACCUUUGGUGAAAAGGAGCUUACUGCUGGUGAACGAGUGUCCAUGGUCACAAAGAGCACGUUUACAGAGUUAGUCAUUACUCCAAGUGUGCGGCCUGAUAAAGGCACAUAUUCUCUGACACUGGAGAAUGAUGUAAGCAGUGUCUCCGGAGAGAUUGAUGUCAAUGUCAUUGCAUGUCCAAGUGCACCCAAGGACUUCAAGGUUGCAGAAGUAACCAGAAAACAUGUGCAUCUUAUGUGGGAAGCACCAGACCAUGAUGGAGGCAGUCCACUGACUGGCUACCAGGUUGAGAAGCGUGAUGUGACAAGAAAGACUUGGGUUAAGGUCAUUAGUGGUGUGCAAGACCAGGAAUACACCAUCACAGAUGUGAUUGAGGGCAAGGAGUACUUGUUUAGAGUAAUUGCUUGCAACAAGUGUGGCCCAGGAGAGCCUGCAUACACUGACGAUCCUGUAAAUGUGUCUUCACCAGCCACUGUUCCAGAUCCACCAGAGAAUCUUAAAUGGAGAGACAAGUCAGCCAGCAAAAUAUUCCUUUCCUGGGAACCUCCGAAAUGGGAUGGUGGUGCUCCAAUAAAAGGCUACACUGUUGACAAAUGCCAGCGAGGCGCUGACAAGUGGGAGCCAUGUGGAGAACCAAUGCCUGAUCUCAAGCUUGAGGUUACUGGUCUGCUAGAGGGACAGUGGUAUGCUUAUCGUGUAAGGGCCUUGAACAGACUAGGCUCAGGUAGACCUAGUAAGGCAACUGAUGAGAUCUUGGCUGUUGAUCCUAAAGAACCUCCAGAGAUUCACUUGGAUGCAAAACUCCUGGCAGGCUUAACUGCAAAGGCUGGUACAAAGAUUGAACUUCCUGCUGACAUCACAGGCAAACCAGAACCUAAAGUCAAAUGGACGAAGGCUGACCUUAUCCUUAAGGAAGAUGACAGAAUAUCUAUUGAUACCAAGCCUGGCCACUCCACUGUGUCAAUUGCAAAGACAAAAAGGGAUGACUCAGCAACAUACAUCAUUGAAGCAGUUAACAGCAGUGGCCGUGCAACUGCAACUGUUGAUGUCAACAUUUUAGAUAAACCUGGCCCUCCAGCUGCCUUUGAUAUAUCUGAAAUCACCAAUGAUUCUUGUUUACUGGCCUGGAAUCCACCCCGUGAUGAUGGUGGCUCAAAGGUGACAAACUACAUUGUUGAAAGAAGGGCUACAGACAGUGAAAUCUGGUACAAGCUGUCUUCUACCGUGAAACAGACCAACUACAAAGCAACCAAGCUUGUGACUUUCAAAGAAUACAUAUUUAGAGUCUAUGCUGAGAAUCAAUUUGGCAUCGGUCCACCAGCUGAACAUGCUCCAAUUAUUGCUAGAUAUCCCUUUGAUCCACCUGGACCUCCAUACAAACUGGAGGCAUCAGAUAUUUCUAAGGAUGCUGUAACCCUGACCUGGAUUGAGCCUGAUGAAGAUGGAGGAAGUCCCAUCACUGGCUACUGGGUUGAGAGAUUUGAGCCAGAUGCUGAUAAGUGGAUAAGAUGCAAUAAAAUACCAGUCACAGAUACUAAUUUAAGAGUAAAAGGAUUGCCCACAAGGAGAAAGUGUAAGUUCCGUGUCUUGGCUGAAAAUCUUGCUGGACCUGGCAAACCAAGCAAAGAGACUGACCAGAUCAUGAUCAAGGAUCCUAUCGAUCCUCCAUGGCCUCCUGGCAAACCAACUGUUAAGGAUGUUGCAAAGACAUCUGCUUUCCUGCAAUGGACAAAGCCUGAGCAUGAUGGUGGUGCUAAGAUUGAGUCCUACAUUAUUGAGCUUCUCAAGAGUGGCACUGAUGAGUGGGUUCGUGUGGCAGAUGGUAUACCUUCUCUUGAAUAUUUCUUAAAGGGAUUAAUGGAGAAGCAGGAAUACUCCUUCCGUGUCAGAGCUGUCAAUGCAGCAGGCGAGAGUGAACCUAGUGAACCUAGCAAUCCUGUUCUUUGCAAGGAGAGACUCAAUCCUCCAUCACCACCAAGAUGGCUAGAGGUGGUUAGUAUUUCCCGUAACAAUGCUGAACUAAAGUGGACAGCCCCAGAGAGAGAUGGUGGUUCUCCAGUUACCAAUUAUAUUGUGGAGAAGAGAGAUGUGAGACGUAAAGGCUGGCAGGCUGUGGAUACCACAGUGAAGGAGCUGAUAUAUACUGUCACUCCACUGAAUGAUGGCUCUCUCUAUGUAUUCCGUGUGGCAGCUGAGAAUGCUGUUGGAACUAGUGAAUACUGUGAACUUGUUGACUCAGUUUUGGCAAAAGAUACUUUCACUACUCCUGGACCUCCUUAUGCUCUGACUGUCACAGACAUCUCAAAGACACAUGUUGAUCUUAAAUGGGAGGCACCUAAGAAUGAUGGUGGCAGACCAAUUUUGAGGUAUGUCAUUGAGAAGAAAGAGAAACUUGGAACUCGUUGGGUGAAAUCUGGAAAAACAGCAGGUCCUGACUGCAAGUACAGGGUCACUGAUGUUAUUGAAGGCACUGAGGUACAGUUCCAGGUCCUUGCUGAGAAUGAGGCUGGGGUUGGUCAUCCAAGUGAACCUACGGACAUUGUGGUAGUUGAGGAUCCAACAGGUCCACCAUCUCCUCCUCAGGAUCUCCAUGUCACUGAGGCAGCCAGGGACCAUAUCUCAAUUGCAUGGAAAGCUCCAGAAAGAAAUGGAGGAAGCCCGGUUAUUGGAUACCACAUUGAGCUCUGUGAGGCUGGAACAGAAAAGUGGAUGAGAGUUAACUCUCGUCCAGUUAAAGAGCUGAAGUAUAGGGCUGGAGAGGAGGAAGGCAUUGUUCCUGAGAAGAACUACAUUUUCAGAGUCCGUGCUGUCAAUUCUGUUGGUGCCAGUGAACCAUCUGACAUCUCUGAAAGUGUAUAUGCUAAAGACUCUGACUGCAAACCUACUAUUGAGUUCCAGACCAAGGACAUUGUUGUUGUGGAGGGUGAGAAGAUGCACCUCCCAAUUCCAUUUAAGGCUGUUCCAUCGCCUAGAGUCACAUGGCACAAAGAUGGCAAAGAGAUGAAAGCUGAUGAGAGAAUUUCACUCAGAUCAGAUUACAUUUCCUGCCACCUGGAAAUUCCAAGCUGCCUGCAUGCUGAUGCUGGCCAAUACAAAGUUACCCUGGAAAACAGCCUUGGUGCAAUCAGUGGGACAAUUAAUGUUAAAGUUAUCGGACUUCCUGGGCCAUGCAAGGAAAUUGUUGCUAGUGAUAUCACCAAGAGCUCUUGCAAAGUGACAUGGGAACCUCCAGACUAUGAUGGAGGUAGUCCUAUCCUUCACUAUGUCCUGCAACGUAGAGAAGCAGGCAGGAGAACAUAUGUCAAUGUUAUGUCUGGUGAGAACAAACUGAGCUGGUCUGUCAAGGACCUCAUCCAAAAUGGAGAGUAUUAUUUCCGUGUCAGAGCAGUGAAUAAAAUUGGUGGUGGAGAGUUUAUUGAGCUUCGCAAUCCUGUAAUUGCUGAGGAUCAGAAACAUCCCCCUGAUCCACCUGUUGAUGUUGAGACUCACAACCCUACUUCUGAAUCUGUGACCCUUACUUGGAAGCCACCCAUGUAUGAUGGGGGAUGCAAGAUCAUGGGUUACAUUUUAGAGAAGAUGAUGAAAGGUGAAGAAAAAUUUGAGAGAUGCAAUGACUUCCUUGUGCCAGUAUUGUCCUACACGGUUAAGGGCUUGAGGCCAGGAAAAGAGUAUCAAUUCCGUGUGCGUGCAGAGAAUGCAGCAGGCAUUAGCGAGCCUUCUCGUACCACUCCUAUGGUCAGAGCCACUGAUGCAGUUGAUCGUCCCAAAGUGUUCCUCAGUGGCAGUUUGCAAUCAGGUUUAAGUGUUAAGAGGGGUGAGGAGAUCAGGCUAACAGCCUACAUUUCUGGUUUCCCUUACCCGGAAAUAACAUGGAUGAGGAACAAUUCAACCAUUAGGCCAGAGGCACUGAAGAAGAGGCCAGAAAGACCUAUUAGAAAGAAGAAGGAAAAGAAGGCAGAGGAAGAAAAAAUAGAAGACAAGGAGAAAAAGGAGGAGAAGACAACAGAAGAUCAGGACAAGAAGGAGGAAAAGAAGGAAGAGGAAAAGAAGGAGGAAGAGAAACUGAAGGAGUCAGAGGAACCAGAAGAGCCAGAGGAGGAAUACCACCCAUCCCUGAAUGAGCGUCUUACCAUUGAUAACUCAAGGAAGGGUGAAUCCUUCAUUAUUGUUAAAGAUGUCAUCAGAGGCGAUCAUGGUGUUUUCACUAUCAAGGUGGAGAAUGAUCAUGGUGUUGCUUCUGCCACCUGUGAAGUUAACGUUCUUGAUACUCCUGGGCCUCCAGUCAACUUCAAGUUUGAGGAGGUCAGGAAGGAUUCUAUCCUCUGCAAGUGGGAACCUCCUCUAGAUGAUGGUGGCAGUGAGGUCCUAAAUUAUGUAUUGGAGAAAAAAGAUAACUCCAAGGCUGAGAGUGGAUGGGUCACUGUGACAUCAACUCUUAGAGGUUGCAAGUACCCAGUAACAAAACUGAUUGAAGGAAAGGAGUAUAUUUUCAGAGUUACUGCUGAGAAUAGAUUUGGUCCUGGAAAACCAUGUAUCUCCAAACCUGUUAUUGCCAAGAAUCCAUUUGAUCCACCUGAGGCCCCUGAGAAACCAGAAAUUAUUGAUAUUACAGCUAACAGCAUGGUUGUUACUUGGAAUGAACCCAAUGACAAUGGAAGCCCCAUCCAAGGAUACUGGGUGGAAAAACGAGAAAUUAACAGUACACACUGGGCAAGAGUUAAUCGCAACAUCAUUGAUGCACUGGAAGUUAAAGUAGAAGGUCUUUUGGAGGGAUUGACAUACAUUUUCAGGGUCUGUGCAGAAAAUGUAGCUGGAUGUGGAAGAUUCAGUCCACCGUCUGAUCCAAAAACAGCCCAGGCUCCUAUCUUGCCACCAGGUCCACCAAGUCCUCGCGUUGUUGACACCACAGACCAUUCAAUAACAGUUGAAUGGGAUCCUCCUGUAGACAAUGGAGGUGCAGACAUUUUUGGUUACCAUGUUGACAAGGUGAUUGCUGGCACUAAAGACUGGUCACGAGCCACAGAAAGACCAUGGAAAAACCUCACAUUUACCGUGUAUGGUGUCAGAGAAGGAGCUAAGUACAUUGUCCGCGUGCUAGCAGUCAAUUCUGCUGGUGAAGGUGCUCCUGGUAUGACAGAUGCUGUCAUUGUGAGGAAUCCAGCAGAGAUGCCUGUAAUUGAACUCGAUAUCUCUGUGAAGAGUGGUUUUGUUGUAAGAGCUGGAGAGAUACUGAAGAUCCCUGCAAAUGUAAGGGGCAAACCAAAACCAUCACUUUCAUGGACAAAGGAUGAUGCAGCUCCCGACAAAGAGCGUGUGGAAAUAGAAGAAGUAGGACAGAACAGUACACUCAUCAUCAGAAACUCAAAAAGAAGUGACAGUGGCAAAUACCAGAUAACUGCAGCAAACCCAAGUGCUAUCAAAUCUGCAUGGACCAGGGCUGAAGUUGUUGAUGUUCCUGGACCUGUCCUUGACCUCAAGCCUGUAGUAGUAACCAGAAAGUUAAUGAUUCUGAACUGGUCCGAUCCAGAUGAUGAUGGUGGCAGUGAUUUGACAGGCUUCAUUGUUGAAAGAAGGGAGCCAAAGAUGCACACAUGGAGACAGCCAAUUGAAACAGCUGCAUCCAAAUGUGAAAUUGUAGGUAUUCUUGAAGGACAGGAGUACAUCUUCCGAGUUGUGGCCAAGAACAAAUAUGGCUGUGGACCACCAGUUGAUCUUGGACCUAUCCGUGCAGUUGAUCCACAAGGUCCACCAACCUCUCCUGAGAAGUUCCACUACACAGAAAGAACUAAGUCAUCCCUCACCCUUACAUGGAAGCCACCUCGCAAUGAUGGUGGUAGUCCAAUUAUUGGCUACAUCAUUGAAAAGAAACGUCAAGAUCAGCCUGCUUUCCAGCCUGUCUCCACAGACUUGUGCACUGCACUGACACUGACUGUGGAGAAUCUAGAUGAGCUACACAUGUAUGAGUUCCGUGCAAAGGCUGUAAAUAGCAUUGGUGAAAGUGAUCCUUCUAUACCCUUGACUGUUGUGAUUCAGGAUGAUGAAGUUGCCCCAACAUUGCACAUGAUGAAGCACUUUAAAGGCGACUUGAUUAGAGUGAGGAAGAAUGAGCCAGUUGAGAUUCCUGUUGAAAUCACAGGUCUCCCAAUGCCAAAGGUUGAAUGGUUGAAAGAUGAUGUUGUUAUUCCAAAGCCCACUGAAAGAGUCCUGUUUGAGACUAAAGUGAUUGACAGACUCACAGAACACACAAAACUCACUAUCCCAGCUAUCUCAAGGCUGGAAAAGGGAACAUACACUGUGACCGCCUCAAAUCGCCUUGGGACAGCCAGCCAUUCCAUCACAAUUGAGGUGCUCGAUCGACCAACACCACCAAGAAAUGUUGCAGUUUCUAAUAUCCGAGCCGGAUAUUGCCAGUUGACCUGGGAUGCUCCAUUAGAUAAUGGUGGCAGUGCACUUACCAACUACAUUGUUGAAAAGAAAGACCUUAAUGUUGAGGAUGUUGAGAAAGCUGAAUGGGUUCAGGUUACUAACACAGUCAUAGAGAAAAAAUAUGGGGUAUGGGACCUUGUAACAGGUGGAAACUAUAUGUUCAGAGUUAAAGCAGAGAAUAAGUAUGGAAUAAGUAAUGGUUGUGAAACAGAGGAAGUGCAAAUAAAGGAUCCAUUCGCCCUACCUGGACCCCCAGAAAAAGUUGCUAUUGCAGAACAUUCUAAAACCAAUAUGCUAGUAACAUGGGAGCCUCCAAUGGAUUGUGGUGGAUCUAUGAUCAUUGGCUAUUGGCUGGAGAAGCGUGAAAAAGGCACCACCUACUGGGCUAAAGUAAAUAAAACCCUGGUGUCAAAACGUGGCACGAAAGGCUGGGAAUUUCAGGUCAACCGUCUCAUUGAGGGAACUGAGUAUGAAUUCAGAGUGAUGGCUUGUAAUGCUGCAGGAGUUGGCCCCCCAAGUGCUGUCUCUGAAUCAGCCUUUGCAGUUGAUCCACUCACACCACCUGGCAUGCCAGCAGCUCCUGUAAUUGCUGACAAAACUAAGCGAAGUGUUACACUGUCAUGGACCCCACCAGCCAAAGAUGGUGGCAGCCCAAUUAAAGGUUACAUAAUUGAGAUCCAGGAUGAGGGCACAUCUGAUUGGGCAAGGGUGAACGAUGCAGACAAUCUACAUCCGACUACCGAAUUUACCAUUCCCAAUCUGCAGGAACUCAAGAAAUACAGAUUUAGAAUUAUUGCAGUAAAUGAUAUUGGCGAGUCUGACCCAAGUCCUAGAACCUCAGAGGUUCUCAUGGAGGACAUUCACUCUGAGCCAAAAUUAUUUUUGGACAUGACUGCUGAAGAAUUACUGUGUAUCCCUGCUGGAUCUCCAAUCAAAAUCCCUGUAACUAUUACUGGCCGCCCUGUUCCAAAGGUUACUUGGGAAUUUGAUGGCAAAGCAAAGAAAGAGAAGAAAGAUCGUCUUCAUACCCUGCCAGUUGAUUCACAGGUGGAAUCUACUGACACUACCUCUGUUGUAACAAUUCCUGUGAGCUUGAGAGCUCACUCUGGCAGAUAUACUGUCACAGCAAAGAACAAAACUGGACAGAAACAUAUUAAUAUCAGAGUCAUUGUGCUUGAUGUUCCUGGUGCACCAAAGGAUCUCAAAGUUACUGAUAUUACCAGGUCUACAGUGCGGCUUAUCUGGAAACUCCCAGAUACUGAUGGUGGAGAGAGAAUUAAGAGCUACUUCAUUGAAAAGAAGGCUGUCAGUGGAAAGGCUUGGACAACAGUAAAUGCAGCCUGUGCCAGUAUGGCCUUUGUGGUGCCUGAGCUUCUUGAAGGUCAGGACUACCUGUUCCGAGUUCGUGCUGAGAAUCGACUUGGAAAGGGACCAUUCACUGAGACCACAGAGCCAGCAAGGACAAGAGAUCCCAUUUAUCCUCCUGAUCCUCCAACUAAGGUCAAGAUAAACCUUGUCACCAAGAACACAGUGACUCUAACAUGGAUGCCUCCAAAAAAUAAUGGUGGUGCACCAGUAACACAUUAUAUUAUUGAAAGGCUGAGCUGGGACACCAGUGCUCCACAAAAGGAGACCUGGAAACAGUGCAAUAAAAGGGAUGUUGAAGAGACAACCUUUAUUGUUGAAGACCUUAAAGAGGGUGGUGAAUAUGAGUUCCGUGUCAAAGCAGUGAAUGAAGCUGGUCCAAGCAGACCAUCUGUGACUGUUGGACCAAUAAUUAUCAAGGACCAGACCUGUGCUCCAACUAUCGAACUUAGAGAAUCUAUGGAAAGUGCAGAAACAUUUGAUAUCAACAUACUUGCCAGGAUCCAGGGAUGUCCAUUCCCAUCACUCGUUUGGCAGAGGGCCACAUUUGACAAGCCUGAUGAAAAGUUUGAUGUACACUAUGAUCAGCAUAUUAAUAAACUUGUCUCUGAUGACAAAUGUAGUCUAGUAAUUCAGCAAUCCAAGAGAGAUGACAGUGGAAUGUAUACACUCACAGCUACCAACAGCCUUGGACAGGCUUCCAAGGAUAUCAAACUUACCAUUUUGGGACGACCUGGGCCACCAGUUGGACCAGUCAAAAUUGAGGAAGUUUUCGCUGAAAGGAUUGGACUCUCUUGGAAUCCACCCACAGAUGAUGGUGGUUCUAAAAUCACAAACUAUGUCAUUGAGAAGCGUGAGGACAACAGAAAGACAUGGGUUCAUGUAUCUAGUGAGCCUAAGGAAUGUGCUUACACAGUUCAGAGGCUAACGGAAGGGCAUGAAUAUGAGUUCCGUAUUAUGGCUCAGAACAAAUACGGUAUUGGACCACCACUCUAUAGUGAACCUGAGAAAGCAAGAAACCUUUUCACUGUCCCUGGCCAAUGUAACAAGCCAACUGUGUCAGAAGUCACUCUUGAAUCCAUGACUGUUGAAUGGGAGGAGCCAGAGUAUGAUGGUGGAUCACCAGUUACUGGCUACUGGCUGGAGAAGAAGGAAACUACGUCAAAACGUUGGACAAAAGUGAACCGUGACCCCAUUAGAAUUAGGCCCCUUGGCAUUUCACAUGUUGUGACUGGUCUUUUGGAAGGAGCUACCUACCAGUUCCGUGUUAUUGCCUUUAAUGCUGCUGGAUGUGGACUUCCAAGUCUGCCAUCAGAUCCUGUUGUUUCUAGAGAUCCAAUUACUCCUCCAGGACCCCCUCUGCCAAAGGUAACAGACUGCUCUAAGUCAACUGUAGAUCUUGAAUGGAUUCCUCCACUGAUUGAUGGUGGAUCUAAGAUCACAGGAUACUUUGUUGAAUACAAAGAAGAAGGAAAGGAAGAAUGGGAGAAGGCUAAAGACAAGGAGAUUAGAGGCACUAAGUUUGUUGUUCCUGGACUCAAGGAGCUUGGACUCUAUAGGUUCAGAGUAAGAGCAGUGAAUGCUGCAGGAGUUGGUGAACCUGGUGAAGUCACUGAAGUAAUAGAGGUCAAGGAUAGAACAAUUCCUCCUGAAGUGGACCUGGAUGCAUCUGUAAAGGAGAAGAUUACUGUCCAUGCUGGUGGAGUAAUCCGUAUUAUUGCAUAUGUAUCUGGCAAACCUGCCCCAGAAAUUAUCUGGAACAAAGAUGAUGGUCAUAUGCCUAAAGAAGCUGUUGUUGAGACUACUGCUAUCAGCUCUUCUCUGGUCAUCAAAAAUUGCAAAAGAAAUCAACAAGGUAUUUACACCCUGACUGCCAAAAAUGAAGGAGGAGAAAGGAAGAAGGCAAUAAUUGUGGAAGUGCUGGAUGUUCCUGGACCUGUUGGUCAACCUUUCUCUGGUAUAAAUCUAACUACUGACUCCUGCAAGCUGACAUGGUCUUCACCUGAGGAUGAUGGUGGCUCUGCCAUCACCAAUUACAUAAUAGAAAAAAGAGAAUCUGACCGCAGAGGUUGGACUUCAGUAACAUACACUGUGACCAGACAUAAUGCUGUGGUACAGGGUCUUAUAGAUGGUAAAGCUUACUUCUUCAGAAUUGCUGCUGAAAAUAUAAUCGGAAGGGGCCCAUUUGUGGAGACCGCAUCAGAAGUUCUUAUUAAGGAUCCUAUUUCUGUCCCUGAGCGCCCAGAGGAUCUGGGAGUAACAGCUGUAACAAAAGAUUCUAUUAGCUUAGCAUGGAGACCACCAAAGUAUGAUGGUGGAGCAGAAGUGACAAGCUAUGUCCUUGAAGUCCGUCAGAUAGGAAAGGACCACUUUACCCGUGUUGCAACCAACAACAAGCUAAUGGAUCGUAGAUUUAUUCAUGAGGGUCUCAAAGAGGGUGCUACAUAUGAAUUCCGGGUCAGUGCUGUAAAUCAAAUUGGCCAAGGCAAGCCUUCAUUCAGCACUAAACCAAUUACAUGCAAGGAUGAGCUUGAGCCACCUACCCUUAAUCUGGAAUUCCGUGACACACUUUUAGUUCGUGUUGGGCAGCCAUGCACUCUCCAAGGUUCUUAUACAGGGAAACCAACACCAACAAUCAAAUGGUAUAAAAAUGAUGAGGAACUUGAAGCAAACGAUGAGAUUAUGCUCACCAGCACUAAGAAGACCUUGCGCUUGUCUAUUGAAAAGGCUAAGCGUGUUCACAGUGGUAAAUACACUGUGGUUGUGGAGAAUUCAACUGGCAUACAAAAGGGCAUCUGCACUGUUACUGUUGUUGAUCGACCACAACCUCCAGAGGGCCCUGUUGUCUUUGAAGAGAUCUUUAGGGAUCACAUGGUCAUCUCGUGGAAACCACCACUGGAUGAUGGUGGAUGUGCAGUAUCUAAUUACAUUGUUGAAAAGAGGGAUAGUAACAGGGAUCUCUGGAUGCCUGUCACUGAGUCCUGCACUAGAACUACAUGUAGAGUACCCAAACUAAUUGAGGGUAGAGAGUACAUUAUUAGAAUAUGUGCUCAGAAUAUUCAUGGCAUAAGUGACCCAUUGUUGUCUGCUGAGACAAAAGCCAGGGAUGUUUUCAAGGUGCCUGAUGCUCCUAAGCAACCAGUGGUGAAAGAGGUCUACAAAGAUACAGCUUUGAUUUCCUGGGAACCACCAGCUGAUGGCGGAAAACCAAUCACAAACUAUAUUGUCGAGAAGAGAGAAACAAUGUCAAACAGAUGGGUUCCUGCUGGAACUGACCGCAUCUUCCCCCAAACAGAAUACUGGGUUCCAGAUCUUCUGAAAGGAUGCGAGUAUGAGUUCCGUGUCAUGGCAGAGAAUGUCAUUGGUGUUGGCGAUCCCAGCCCACCCUCAAAGCCUGUCUUUGCUAAAGAUCCCAUUGUCGUUCCAAGCCCACCAGUAAAGCCAAUGGCAGUUGACAAAACAAAGAAUUCAAUCACACUAUCUUGGCAGCCACCAAAGGACUGUGGUAGAGGCAAAAUCCUAGGCUACCUGCUUGAGUACCAGAAAGCUGGAGAUGAGGAAUGGAUACAGGUUAAUCAGACUCCUGAGUCCUGCCCAGAAACAACAUUCAAAAUAGUCAACCUUGAAGAUGGAAUGUUGUACCGGUUUAGAGUAAAAGCAGUGAAUGCAGCUGGGGAAUCUGAACCUGCAAAUGUUCCUGAGCCUGUUCGGGCACAAGACAGACUUGAGCCUCCAGAGCUUCUGCUAGAUAUGGGAAUGCCUCGUGAGCUUAAAGCCAUGGCAGGAACUCAUAUAAAAAUUGUUGCUGGAAUCAAGGGUAUGCCUUUCCCCAAGGUCACAUGGAAGAAAAAUGAUACUAAUGUACCUCCAAGAGCAGAAAUUGAGACUUCUGGAGUAAGAUCUAAGCUUGAAAUGCGCUACUGUAACCGAGGAGAUUGUGGAGACUACACACUCAGUGUAGAAAACCCAGCUGGAUCCAAGACAGCAACAUGCACUGUGCUUGUUUUAGACAAACCUGGCCCAAUUCAAAAUCUGAGAGUAUCUGACGUCAGAAGUGACUCAGCUCAACUCUCCUGGAAAGAUCCUGAAGAUAAUGGUGGUGUUCGCAUCACCAACUUUGUGGUGGAGAAAAAGGAUGUUGCUUCUGCACAGUGGGUGCCAGUCUGUGCAACAUCCAAAAAGCGAAGCAUAAUGGCCAAGCAUUUGAUGGAAGGCACAUCAUACAUGUUCCGUGUGGCUGCCGAAAAUCAGUUUGGCAGAAGUGAAUAUGUUGAAACAACUAAACCUGUGAAAGCAAUGAACCCACUGUAUCCACCUGGUCCACCAAAGGACCUGCAUCAUGUAGAUGUUGACAAAACUGAGGUCUGGCUUGAGUGGAACUGGCCUGAUCGCACAGGAGGAAGUGAGAUCACUGGCUUCUUGGUUGAGUAUCAGGAGGAGGGUGAGAGAGACUGGAUAGUUUUCAAGACCGUGAGCAUACCUGAAUGCCAUGUGACAGGGCUAGAAGAGGGAAAAACGUAUAGAUUCCGUGUGAAAGCAGAGAAUGCAAUUGGACUUGGACGACCAGACACCACUGUGCCAGUGCUCUGCCAAGAAAAACUUGUGCCACCAAUUGUUGAGAUUGAUGCAAAACUGAUUGAUGGAAUCAUUGUGAAGGCUGGAAGCACUAUCAGGCUGCCUGCAAUCAUGAGAGGCAUUCCAGUUCCAACUGCAAAAUGGGCCAUUGAUGGUGAAGAAAUUAAAAGCCAAGGAAAUACCAAAAUUGACACAGAUAACUUUUCAACUGUUCUGAGCAUUGCUGAAUGCACAAGAAACCACACUGGAAACUAUAUUCUCACAGUAUCUAACCCUGCAGGAAGUAAAACUCUUUCUCUGAAUGUCACAGUACUUGAUGUCCCUGCUGCACCCAUAGGACCAGUUAACAUCCUUGAAGUAACUCCAGAUUCUAUGGUCAUUGAGUGGCGUCCUCCCAAAGAUGAUGGUGGAAGCCCUGUCAUGAAUUAUAUUGUUGAAAAAAGGGAAUCUAAUAAGGAAACCUGGGGAGGUGUUAGCUCUGGUAGUACUGCAACGCGACUUAAAAUUUCUCGUUUACAGAGUGGUGUUGAAUAUGUUGUAAGAAUCCGUGCAGAAAACAAGAUGGGAAUUGGUGCACCUCUUGAAAGUGCACCAACUGUGGCAAAGCACCAGUUUGAGCCACCUGGCCAUCCUGGAAAACCUGUUGCUUCUGAUAUCUCUGAGGAUGCGCUCACUCUUGGUUGGACAAUGCCACUGUAUGAUGGUGGCAGCCCUAUUUUUGGUUACAUUAUUGAGCGUAGACAUAAAGGAGGCAAAUGGAUUAGAGUAAAUAAGGUACCAUGCAAAGACCUCAGAUUCAGAGUGCUUGGACUUUUUGAGGGUAACGAUUAUGAGUUUAGAGUAUUUGCUGAAAAUAUUGUUGGCUUUAGUGGCCCCUCACCUAUCUCAGACCCAGCCAAACCCUGCAGGCCAAUCACAGUUCCUGGACCUCCAGUCAAUCCUAAAGUUAAAGAUUAUAGUUGCACUUAUGCUGACUUAGUCUGGAUAAAGCCUACAAGAGAUGGAGGUAGCCCAAUCCUGGGAUAUGUUGUUGAAUGGCAGAAAGCUGGUGGUGAAUGGGAUAAAGUUAACAAAGAUGAUUUGAUAAAACAAUGUGCAUAUAGAGUAAAGGGACUAAUUGAAGGCACAGAAUAUAGGUUCCGUAUUCGAGCAGUCAACAUGAUUGGAGAUGGCGAGACAAGAGAAAUCCCAGAAUCAGUUAUUGCUCAAGACAUACUAAUUCCCCCUGAGAUUGAGAUGGAUGUCAAAUGUCGUACACGUGUGACUGUACGUGUAGGUCACAACAUUAAUAUUACUGGAUAUGUGAAGGCAAGACCAGAUCCUGAGAUUACUUGGACCAGAGGAGAGACUGUUUUAGAAAGAGAUAAACGUACUACUCUCACAAAUAACUUCCCUGUAGUACAUAUGCGUAUCAAGGAAGCAACCAGAGCAGAUCAUGGAAAGUAUGUUCUUAAAGCUGUCAAUGAUGGCGGAGAAGCCUCAGCUACCAUCACUGUAACUGUAUUGGACAGACCUGGACCCUGCAGGAAUCUUAUAUUGACAUAUGUGACCAAAAAUUCUUGUAUGGUGAACUGGGAUGCUCCUGAGGACAAUGGAGGCACUGAGAUUACAAACUACAUUGUUGAGUGUCGCGAGCCAAGCAGCAGAACUUGGUCAAUGAUCUCUUCUGACUGCACCAACCGCAAAGUAAAGGCAAAACUCCUGGAGAAUCAUGAAUAUUUGUUCCGUGUAACUGCAGAGAACAAGUGCGGUCCUGGUCAAGCAACAGAAACCAAAACACCUAUCCUUGCAAUUGAUCCACUACAGAAACCUAGUGAACCAGAAAAUUUCCAUGUAGCUGAUGUUGGCAAGAACUUUGUUUUCCUGAGAUGGCGAAAACCAGAUUAUGAUGGUGGCAGUCCAAACUUAGGGUACAUUCUGGAAAAGAAAGCAAAGGAUGCCGAAAAUUGGGAAAGCUCACAUGAUGGCAUAAUCAAAAAUACAUUCUUUAUGGUAGACAAAUGUGUUGAGAACCAAAUUUAUCACUUUAGAAUUAAGGCAAAAAAUGAUGGUGGUGAAAGCAACUGGGUGAAGACAUCUGAUGUUCUUGUCAAAGAAGAAAUUCAAAAACCAGUUCUUGACCUCAAAUUCACUGGUACUAUAGUGGUUAAAGCUGGUGAAUCAGUCAGGCUUGAGGCAGCUCUCAGAGGAAAGCCACAACCUGAGGUAAAAUGGGUGAAGGACAAGGCUACAGAAGAUAAUCCAAGAGUCACUAUUGACACUGGAGCAGAUUAUUCCAAAUUCCUUAUGACCAAAACCAGACGAUCUGACACUGGAAAAUAUAUAAUCACUGCCACAAACUCUGCUGGAAGUUUCACUGCAUAUGCAACUAUAACUGUUUUGGACAUACCAGGACCUGUCAGGGAUGUCAGGGUCACUGGUGUGUCCACAGACAAAUGCAGAGUUGUGUGGGAUCCUCCAGAGGAUGAUGGUGGUUGUGAAGUGGAUAGCUAUAUUUUAGAAAAAUGUGAAACCAGAAGAAUGGUUUGGUCUACAUAUUCUGCUAAUGUAAUUACUAACUACUGUAAUGUGACUCGUCUUGUGGAAGGCAAUGAGUACAUCUUUAGGGUCAGAGCAGAAAACAAGAUGGGAACAGGUCCUCCAAUGGAAAGCAAGCCUGUUAUUGCCAAAACACAGUACGGCAGACCUGGUCCACCUGAUCCACCAGAGGUCACCAAAAUUGGCAAAGAUGAGAUGACUGUGAUAUGGGCUCCUCCUGAGAAUGAUGGUGGAAAAUCCAUUACUGGCUACAUCCUGGAAAAGAAGGAGAAGCGUGCUGUACGAUGGGUACCUGUUACAAAAAGCCCCAUCUCUGAGAGGCGCAUGAAAGUAACCAACUUAAUUCCUAACCAUGAAUAUCAAUAUCGUGUUAAAGCUGAAAAUGAGGUUGGACUGGGAGAACCAAGCAAACCUUCAAGACCAAUUGCUGCUAAGGAUCCAAUUGAGCCUCCUGGUCCUCCUGGAGGUCUGAAGGUGGUGGACAGCACAAAGACUUCAAUUACACUUGGCUGGUGCAAGCCAGUGUAUGAUGGUGGUGCUCCAAUCAUAGGAUAUUUGGUUGAAAUGAGAGAGAAAAUUGAAAUGGAAGGUGAACAAGAGCGAGAUCCAGAUGAAGGCUGGUCAAAAUGCAAUACUAGUGGGCAGCUUGUUCUCACUGAAUUUACAAUGCUUAAUUUGGAUGAGAGGAAGCAAUAUGAAUUCCGUGUCUCUGCACAAAAUCAAGUUGGAAUGGGUCGCCCAGCAAAACUUAAAGAUUCUGUGACACCAAAAGAGAUUCAUGAAUUACCAGAGAUUGAUCUGGAUGCCAGUUUGAGAAAGGGAAUCAGUGUAAGAGCAGGUUGUCCCAUAAGACUAUGUGCUACAAUCAGAGGACGGCCGGCACCUAAAGUGACCUGGAAACGCAUUGGUAUUGACAAUGUUGUCAGAAAAGGUCAUGUGGACCAGAUUGAUACAAUGACCUUUCUUGUUAUACCUGAGAGCACACGUGAAGACUCUGGAAAAUACUCUCUGACACUCUCAAAUCCUUCAGGAGAGAAAGCUGUAUUUGUUCGUGUUAAGGUCUUGGAUACUCCUGGACCAGUUGGUGAACUGGAAGCAACUGAUGUCACAAAGACAUCUUGCCAACUCUCCUGGUCACCUCCAGAAAAUGAUGGUGGUUGUCCAAUCCUUAACUACAUUGUUGAAAAGCGUGAAGUAGAUAGGAAGACAUGGACAAAUUGCACCAAUGAAUUAAAGAAAACAAGCUUUAAAAUCACAAACCUAACACCGGGAACUGAAUACUACUUCAGAGUCAUGGCAGUCAACAAGUAUGGUAUUGGAGUGCCAAAAGACUCUCCAAAAUCUUAUUUGGCUGUGGAUCCCAUGAGUGAACCAGAUCCACCCAAAAAGAUGGAUGUCUUAGAAAUUUCAAAGAACAGUGCAACUCUUGGGUGGCUGAAACCACUGAGAGACGGAGGAUCUAAGAUUAAUGGCUAUAUAGUUGAUUACCAGGAGGCUGGUCAACCUGAGGACAAAUGGACAACAUACUCAGUUGUAAAAGACUUAAGCAUUGUAGUUGUUGGUCUAAAAGAAAACACAAAAUAUAGAUUCAGGGUUGCUGCAAGAAACUCUAUAGGAUGCAGUCUGCCAAGAGAAGCUGAAGGAAUUUUUGAAGUCAAAGAGCAGCUGAUGGGACCAAAGAUAAUCAUGCCUGAUGUGGUCAUGGCAAAAGCAGGAACAAAGUUAAAGGUUGAAGCGCUUGUAUCUGGCAAACCUGUUCCAGUCACAACAUGGAAAAGAGGAAGUGAUGAUGUGGUUACAUCUGAUCGUCUUUCAGUGCAAAAGACAAUGUCCUCAUCCACAUUAAUGAUUAAGGAUGUUUCAAGGAAGGACAGUGGUUAUUACAGUCUUUCUGCAGAGAAUAACAUUUCUAAAGUCAACCAAAUCCUCAGACUUAUCAUCAUGGACAUCCCUGGUCCCCCAGAGGGGCCCCUGGAAAUUCUUGAUGUGGAUAUUGAUGCCUGCACACUUGCAUGGAACUCACCAACUGAGGAUGGUGGCAGCAACAUAACUAAUUAUGUUGUUGAAAAAUGUGAUGUGAGCAGAGGUGACUGGGUCCCUGCUGUAGCCUCUUGCACCAAGACCAGUUGCAGAGUGGUAAAACUUACCCCUGGCAACGAAUAUGGUUUCAGAGUGCGUGCUGAAAAUCGUUUUGGAAUUUCAGAGCCAAUCUACUCUGAAAAAAUGAUUGCGAGAUAUCCAUUUGAUCCACCCAGUGAACCAAGGAACUGCUGUGUCAAUAAAAUCAACAAGGAAUUUGUUGUUUUGUCUUGGGAGAGACCUGUAAAUGAUGGUGGUAGUCCUAUUAUAGGAUACUUAAUUGAACGUAAAGAGAGAAACAGCCUUUUAUGGGUCAAAGCAAAUGAGACACUUGUUCGUCCAACUGAAUACUCCUGCUAUGGCCUUAUUGAUGGUCUGGAAUACACAUUCAGAGUAUCUGCAGUGAAUAAGGCAGGCCAAAGCAAACCAAGCAAACCUUCUGAGAUAAUUACAGCAAGGGCCCCAGUUGAUGCACCUGGUAAACCGGAGGUUCUUGACAUAACAAAACAUUCAGUUUCCCUUGUUUGGAACCGUCCAAAACAUGAUGGUGGUAGCAAAAUUAUUGGCUAUUAUGUUGAGUCUUUGAAGCUUCCAGGUGACAAAUGGGUACGUGUAAAUGCAAGCAGCCAAAAUGUGCCAAAAGAGGAGUACAUUGUCACUGGACUUGAAGAGGGUGCCCAAUACAAGUUCAGAAUUAUUGCAAAGACAGCAAUUAACAUCAGCGAGCCUUCAGAAGAGUCUGAUGCAAUCACAGUCAUUGCAGAGCAUGUUCCACCCAGAGUUGAGAUCAGUCUUGAAAUGAAGAAUCUAAUCACUGUCAAAGCUGGAGCAAAUGUUUGCCUUUAUGCUGAGGUCUAUGGAAAACCAUUACCAAAGGUUACAUGGAAAAGAGAUGGUGUGCCAUUGUCAGUUGUUGAAGGCAUAAAGAUGUCUCAGAAGAGACACCUCUUCCUCUUAGAAUUGUUCUCUGUAACAAGAAAGGAAUCUGGAGAGUACACUAUUGUUGCUGAGAACCCUAGUGGCACUAAAUCUGGCAACAUUAAACUUAAGGUUCUGGAUAAACCAGGACCCCCAGCUUCAGUAAAGGUCAGCCAAGUCUUUGCUGACCGGGUCAAACUGCGAUGGGAGCCACCUCUUUCAGAUGGUGGUGCUGAAAUUACCAACUACAUUGUUGAUAAACGUGAAACAAGCAGAGCUAACUGGGCUCAGGUUACUUCCAACAUUAAUGGCCAAAUUACAAACUGCUCAGUGGAGAAACUCAUUGAAGGUCAUGAAUAUGAGUUCCGCAUCAGUGCUGAAAACAAGUAUGGUAUUGGUGACCCAAUUGUCACUAACUCUGUCAUUGCUAAGAAUCCAUUUGAUGUUCCUGGACCUUGUGACCCACCUGUUAUUACCAAUAUUACCAAAGACCACAUGACUGUGAGCUGGAAGGCCCCUGCUGAUGAUGGCAAAUCCCCUAUCCUUGGAUACAUGGUGGAAAAACGUGAAAUUCAGGAGCUCACCUGGUCUAAAAUAAACAGAAAACCUGUUAUUGAUAGAACCAUUAAAGCAGGAGGUCUCACUGAGGGUUCUGAGUAUGAAUUUAGAGUUAUUGCUCUCAAUAAGGCUGGUCUUGGCAAACCAAGUGAUGCUUCUAAAGCUGCUCUUGCAGUGGACCCACUAUAUCCUCCAGGGCCACCUGCUUUCCCCAAGAUUGUUGAUUCUACACACAGUUCAAUCAGUCUAUCGUGGACCAAGCCUGCCUAUGAUGGUGGCUGUGAAAUUUUAGGUUACCUGGUUGAGGUCAAGAGGGCAGAUUCAGAGGACUGGUUAAAGUGCAAUAUACCAAAAAAUCUCCAGGACACAAAGUUCCUUGUCACUGGGCUCCUUGAUAACACAGAAUAUCAGUUCCAUGUGCUUGCUGUAAAUAAGAUUGGAUUUAGUGAGCCAAGUGAAGUUCCUGGGACGCAUAUGGCAAAAGAUAUUUUAAUUGCUCCUGAGGCAGACCUUGAUGCAGAUCUUAGGAAAGUACUUGUAUUGCGUGCUGGAGUCACACUGAGAAUCUAUGUGCCAGUUAGAGGCAGACCUGCACCAAAGGUGACAUGGAGCAAGGUCAAUGCCAACCUGAAGGAGAGGCAAGGUCUUAUGAUCAACACAACUGAAUGGGAUACAUUUGUAUACUGUGAAAAUAUCAACAGAUAUGAUGCUGGCAAAUAUGUGCUGACCCUUGAAAACAGCAGUGGAUCCAAGUCCUAUACCAUUGUUGUCAAAGUCUUAGACACCCCUGGACCACCACUCAACCUGAUUGUAAAAGAAACAUCAAGAAAUCAUGCAUCCAUCACUUGGGAUCCUCCACUUAUUGAUGGGGGAAGUCCAGUGAAGAGCUAUGUUGUGGAAAAACGUUUGGCAGAACGGAAAGCAUGGACCUGUGUUGCUUCUGAGUGCCCUAAAACAUCUUUCAGAAUCACUAACCUAGAGGCUGGGAAAGCUUACUGUUUCAGAGUCUCAGCUGAAAAUGUUUAUGGUAUUGGUGAAGGCUGUGAGACAGCUGGGCCAGUUAAAGCCUCAGAGCAACCUGGACCAGUUACAGACUUCAAACCAGCACUGGUCACCAAGGAUUCUUGCACUCUUUAUUGGAAGAAGCCCAUCAGUGAUGGUGGAAGCCACAUUGUUGCAUAUGCAUUGGAAAUCAGUGAAGGUGAAGACAAAUGGAAACAGCUCAUGAAGGCCAAACAACUGCAAUACACAGUAAAGGAACUACAAGAAGGAAAAGAAUACUCUUUCAGAGUUAAGGCUUUUAAUGAGUCUGCUGAAGGACCCCCCACUGAACUGACAGUGGUGGCUAAGGAUCAAAUUGUUCUCCCAGACUGUGACCUUAAGGGGUUGCCAGAUUCUUGUUACGUGGCAAAGGAGGGAAGCACAAUUCGCCUCACAAUCCCAAUUUCUGGCAUUCCUGCCCCAACAGUCAUGUGGAAGAAAGGAGAUGUUACCUUGGGAGACAGUGGAAGAAUCUCUGUUGAAUCCACGGUAGCAAACACAACCUUGCUGAUACGUGACUGUCAGAGAGGUGAUGCAGAGAAGUACUGUCUCAUUUUGAAAAACAGUGCAGGAACCAAGGAAUCCACCAUAGACCUCAAGGUAGUUGGGAAGCCUGGAAUCUGCACAGCACCCAUUACAUUUGAUGAAAUUACAGCUGAUGGAAUUACUUUGGAAUGGGGUCCACCCAAGGAUGAUGGUGGAUCAGAAAUUUCCAAUUACAUCUUAGAGAAGAGGCAAUCCACAAAUAACAAGUGGGUCACUGUUGCUUCCGCUAUUCAGAAGAACACAUUGAGAGUCACCAGACUCCAUGAAGGAACAGAGUACCUAUUCAGAGUAUGUGCUGAAAACAAAUAUGGUGUUGGAGACUUCCUGAGAUCCGAUCCAGUGGUGGCUAAACAUCCAUUCAAUGCGCCAGAGGCUCCAGAUCCACCACAGGUCUUGGCUAUUCGCCAUGAGUCUGCUAUUGUGUCAUGGACAGAUCCAAAGGAUACUGGAGGCUCUGCUAUUACAGGAUACCAUGUGGAAUUCAAAGAUAGGAACAGUUUAUUGUGGAAGAGAGCCAGCAAGACACCUCUGAGAGUGAAGGAGUGUAGAGUCACUGGUUUAAUUGAGGGUCUCGAGUAUGAAUUUAGAGUUAUGGCUAUAAACAUGGCUGGACUAGGAAAGCCAAGCAAACCAACUGAAGCAUUUGUUGCCCUUGAUCCAAUUGAUCCUCCUGGCAAACCUGAUGUAAUCAACAUUACAAGGAACAGUGUAACACUCGUUUGGACUGAGCCUAAAUAUGAUGGAGGUCAUAAACUGACCGGCUAUAUUGUUGAAAAACUAGAGCAUCCAGGAAAAGUCUGGAUGAAGGCCAACCAUGUCAAUAUCCACACUUGUGGUUUCACAGUAACCGAUUUGCAAGAAGGCUGCAUGCACAAUUUUAGAAUUAGGGCAAAGAAUGCAGCUGGUGCCAUCAGUGCUCCCUCAGAACAAACUGAAACCCUUGUCUGCAAAGAUGAAUAUGAGCCACCAACUAUUACAAUUGACCCUGAAAUGAAGGAUGGUGUCAGUGUCAGGGCUGGAGACACAAUUGUGAUUUCUGCUUCAAGUAUCCUUGGGAAACCUCCACCUACAUCUGUUUGGUCUAAGGGAGGAAGAGAAUUAAAACCAUCAGAUGUUGUCCAGAUUACAAGCACUCCCACAACUUCAACAUUGUCAAUUAAAUAUGCCACUAGAAAGAACACUGGGGAAUAUACAAUUACUGCUAGCAACCCAUUUGGUAUUAAGGAAGAAAGAGUAAAAGUAAAAGUCCUAGAUGUACCAGGUCCUCCUGGUCCUAUUGAGGUCAGCAGUGUUUCUGCUGAAAAAUGUACGCUGACAUGGUUACCACCAGAAGAAGAUGGCGGCUGUGCUAUCAAAUCAUAUAUCAUCGAAAAGAGAGAAACUAGUCGCCUACUUUGGACAAAGCUUGCUGAAAAUGUAAUGGAUUGCCGUCAUGUGGCCUGCAAGUUGAUUAAAGGCAAUGAAUAUAUCUUCCGUGUUUCAGCAGUGAAUCAGUAUGGUACAGGUGAUGCUAUCCAGUCUGGUCCAGUAAAAAUGGUUGACAGCUUUGGACCCCCUGGGCCACCAUCACAACCAGAAAUUGAUAAUGUCAGCAGAACUGCUGUUACUAUUUCCUGGAAGAGACCAGUGGUGGAUGGAGGAAGUGAUAUUACAGGUUACAGUGUUGAGAGAAAGGAACGGAGAGGUAUGAGAUGGGUUAGAGCUUCAAAGAAGACCAUCUCAGAUCUGCGUUACAAAGUAUCAGGCCUUACAGAAGGGGUUGAGUAUGAGUUCCGUGUAACUGCCGAGAACAAAGCUGGUUUUGGAGAACCCAGUGAGCCAUCUCAACCAGUGCUGACAAAGGACAUUGCAUAUCCACCUGGACCUCCAUCCAAUCCAAGAAUAACUGAUACCACCAAAACAACAGCAACAUUUAACUGGGGAAGACCCUUUUAUGAUGGUGGCCUUGAUGUGACAGGAUAUAUUGUUGAGCACAAAAAGGAAGGAAAAGAUGAUUGGAUUCAAGACACAAUUUCUCCAUUGAGAAUCACUGAGUUUGUUGUUUCAAACCUACAAGCAGGUGGCAAGUAUCAUUUCAGAGUCAGCGCAAUUAAUUCAGAAGGAUGUGGGGAGCCUGCAGAAGUUGAAAAAAUUGUGGAACUUGUUGAACGUGAAGAGAUUCCAGACUUUGAACUUGAUGCAGAACUGAGAAGAACACUUGUUGCUCGAGCAGGUGCCUCCAUCCGCAUAUUUGUACCAAUUAAAGGACGUCCAACUCCCGAAGUUACAUGGAUGAAAGAUAAUGUUGCUCUCAAAGGUAGAGCUCAUAUUGACAAUACUGAAUCAUACACUCUAGUGGUCGUUCCUGAAUGUACACGAUAUGAUGCUGGAAAAUACAUUUUGACUUUAGAAAAUGUUGCUGGAAAGAAGACAGGAUUUGUUAAUGUUAGAGUUGUAGACACACCUGGGCCUCCAGUCAAUUUGAAACCAAGGGAAAUCACCAAAAACAGUAUCACACUUCAGUGGGAAAUUCCAAUUAUUGAUGGUGGAUCAAAGAUAAUAAAUUACAUAAUUGAGAAGCGUGAUGCAACUAGAAAAGCCUUCACAACAAUCACUACAAAUUGGCAGAAAUGUUCAUACAAGGUUAACGAUUUGGAAGAGGGUGCUGAAUAUUACUUUAGAGUCUUAGCUGAAAAUGAACAAGGUAUUGGUGAGGCGGCCGAGACAGCUGAACCUAUCAGAGCUUCUCAGGCUCCAUCUUCACCAGACAGUUUAGUAGUUACAAAUGUGACAAAGGAUACAGCAACUCUUGCAUGGACAAAACCAGCAUAUGAUGGUGGUAGCAGAAUCACUGGCUAUGUGAUUGAGGCUCAGAAGAAGGAUUCUGAUCACUGGGUACAUGUCACAACAAUAAAGGCUUUGGACUAUACUGUCACAGACUUAACAGAAAAUGCAGAAUAUGUAUUCCGUAUCUUUGCUGUGAAUAGCUCAGGUAGAAGUGAACCUCGUGAAAGCCGGCCAGUUGAAAUAAAUGAGCAGACUACAGUACCAGGUUUUGACCUCAGAUCUGUUUAUCAGAAGUUGGUAGUAGCCAAAGCAGGUGAUAAUGUGAAGGUUGAGAUCCCGGUUAUUGGUCGUCCAAGACCAUCUGUUGUCUGGAAGAAAGAAGAUCAUGAACUUAAACAAACACAAAGAAUCAACAUUGACAACACAACAACCUCAACAAUUCUUAACAUCCGAGAAAUCAAGAGAAAAGAUGAAGGACAGUAUUCAAUGACAGGGAAGAAUACACUGGGAACAGUUACAGAGACCAUUACUGUACAAGUACAUGAUAUCCCAGGACCUCCAACAGGACCGAUUAAAGUGGAUGAAGUGUCCUGUGACUAUAUAAUUAUAUCCUGGGAUGCACCAGAGAAUGAUGGAGGAGUACCUAUCAACAAUUACAUUGUCGAGAUGAGAGAGACAACUGGCACAUCUUGGGUUGAGUUAGCAGCUACUGUCAUUCGCACAACAUUUAAAGCUGCACGUCUUACAACAGGAAUUGAAUAUCAGUUCCGUGUAAAAGCUCAGAACAGAUAUGGAGUUGGUCCCUACAUAACAUCUGAACCUGUUGUUGCUGCUUAUCCAUUUGAUGUACCAGGCCAGCCAGGUAUUCCACAAGCUGUUGCCUUCACAAAAGAUUCUAUUACAAUUAGCUGGAAUGAACCUUCCACAGAUGGGGGAAGCCCGAUUUUAGGAUAUCAUAUUGAAAGAAAAGAGAAAAACAGCAUCCUGUGGCAGCGUAUCAGCAAAGCCCUUAUAGUGGGGAAUAUUUUUAAGUCAUCUGGUCUGAUGGAUGCUAUUGCAUAUGAAUUCCGUGUUAUUGCUGCAAACAUGGCUGGUCUUAGCAAGCCAAGCAAGGCUUCUGAGAUGAUAUUUGCACUUGAUCCAGUGGAGCCUCCCAGUCAACCUUUGGCACUUAAUAUAACUAGACAUGAGGUUACACUUCAAUGGAUGAAACCACAGAAUGAUGGUGGUUUCCCAAUAACUGGGUACACUGUGGAAAAGAGAGAACUGCCAAAUGGCCGCUGGCUGAAAGCAAAUUUUGGCAAUAUCCAUGAGACAAGCUUCACUGUAAGUGGACUAACAGAAAAUUCUUCAUAUGAAUUCCGUGUCUUUGCAAGAAAUUCAGCUGGAUCUGUCAGCAAGCCCUCGAAACCCUCAGAAGUUAUAAUCUGCAGAGAUGAUAUUGAGGAGCCAAAGCUUGAUGUUGAUUCAAGCUUUAGCAGUAUUGUGGUAGUUAAGGCAGGUGAAGUCUUCAAACUAGAUGCAAAUGUUACUGGUAGACCAAUCCCAUCCUUUGUAUGGACAAAAGAUGGGAAAGAACUUGAAGACACUGGAAAACUAGAGAUCAAAACAGCAGAUUUCUAUACAUGCUUAAUCAACAAAGAUUCAUUAAGAAGAGAUGGUGGUGCAUUUACUCUAACUGCGAGCAACCCUGGAGGAUUUGCCAAGUUUGUUUUCAAUGUUAAGGUCCUUGAUAGGCCAGGGCCUCCUGAAGGGCCCCUUCAUGUUACAGACAUGACCACAGAGAAAUGUAUUCUGUCUUGGCUACCACCACUUGAAGAUGGAGGAGCAAAGAUUGAUUGUUAUAUAAUUCAGAGACGUGAAACAAGCAGACUUACAUGGACAAAUGUAGCCACAGAUUUACAAGUCAACCGUUUUAAAGUCACCAAAUUAUUAAAAGGAAAUGAAUAUGUGUUCAGAGUUAUGGCUGUAAAUAAAUAUGGAGUUGGUGAGCCCCUGGAGUCAGAGCCUGCAGUUGCAACUAACCCAUAUGUACCCCCAGAUCCACCACAAGCUCCAGAAGUAACAACAAUUACAAAGGAUUCUAUGGUGGUUUGUUGGGGGCAUCCUGAAAACAAUGGAGGAAGUGACAUAAAUACUUACAUAAUUGAAAGAAGGGAUAAAACUGGCCUCCGGUGGGUCAAAUGCAAUAAGAGGUCAGUAACUGAUUUGCGGUUUAAAGUGUCUGGACUUACACCAGGGCACGAAUAUGAAUUCAGGAUCUUUGCUGAAAAUGCUGCUGGUUUAAGUGCCCCAAGCCCUUCAAGUCCAUUUUAUAAGGCAUGUGACACAAUAUUCCAGCCUGGACCUCCAGGGAAUCCAAGAAUAUUGGAUACAACCAAGUCAUCCAUUACUGUUGCUUGGAACAAACCUCUUUAUGAUGGUGGUUCAGACAUUACAGGAUAUAUUGUAGAAACCUGCCUACCAGAAGAGGAUGAAUGGACAGUUGUCACUCCAAGGGAGGGUCUUACUAGAACAUCAUUUACCAUAAUUAAUUUAAAAGAAAACCAAGAAUAUAAGAUCAACAUUUCUGCCCUGAACUGUGAGGGUGUUGGAGAACCUGCAUCAGUACCUGGUUUACCAAAAGCAGAGGACAGAUAUAUUUCACCUGAAAUUGAGCUUGAUUCAGAUCUUCGAAAAUUGGUAAACAUUAGAGCUUGUGGCACACUGAGGCUGUUUGUACCAAUUAAAGGAAGACCUGCACCAGAAGCUAAAUGGUCAAGGGAGAAUGGUGAACCUCUUGACAAAGCAUCUAUUGAGACCACAACAUCAUUCACAUCACUUGUUAUUGAGAAUGUUAACAGGUUUGACAGUGGAAAGUAUCUGCUAACAGUAGAAAACAGCUCUGGCAGUAAAACAGCAUUUGUGAAUGUCAGGGUGCUUGACACUCCAGGGGCACCACAAAAUCUCACAAUCAAAGAAAUCACAAAAGAUUCUGUUUCACUGAUCUGGGAUCCUCCAAUUAUUGAUGGCGGAUCAAGAGUCAGACAUUACCUCGUAGAAAAACGUGAAUCCACCAGAAAGGCAUAUUCCAUUGUAAAUGCUUCCUGCCCCAAAACAAGUUGGAGAAUUGGUGAUCUGCAGGAGGGAAGCUUGUAUUUCUUCAGAAUUUUGGCUGAAAAUGAAUAUGGCAUUGGCCUUCCAGUGGAAACUGCUGAACCAGUCAAGAUUUCUGAAAAGCCUUUGCCACCUGGCAAGGUGACUCUUAAAGAGGUAACUGGCAGCAGUGUAACUCUGUCCUGGGAGAAGCCAGAUCAUGAUGGAGGAAGCAGGAUUACAGGAUAUGUUGUGGAAAUGCAAGGAAAGGGCAGUGACAAAUGGACCCAGGUCAUGACUGUUAAGGUAACAGAGGCAGUUAUUGCUGGUCUGAUUCAAGGUGAAGAGUACUCAUUCCGUAUAUCAGCAACAAAUGAAAAAGGGACAAGUGAUCCCCGUCUACUCAGUGUGCCUGUUGUGGCAAAGGAUCUUAUCAUCACACCUGCAUUCAAGCUUUUGUUUAAUACAUUCAGUGUGCUGGCAGGUGAUGACCUCAAGAUAGAUGUACCUUAUGUUGCUCAGCCCAAGGCAGCAGUUACCUGGUUUAAAGAUGGCACUCUUCUCAAAGAGACAACACGGGUAAAUUCUGAAGUUACUGACAGUCAUCUAUACCUUGUAAUCAAGGAAGCAACACGUGAUGAUGUGGGAAAAUAUACUAUCAAGAUUACAAACUCAGCCGGAGAAGCUACAGCUGACAUCGCUGUUGUUGUACUUGAUAAACCUGGUCCUCCGACUGGACCUAUCAAGAUAGAUGAGGUAACUGCAGACAGUAUGACAUUGUCCUGGCAACCACCAGAGUAUGAAGGUGGUUGUUCAAUUAAUAAUUAUAUUGUGGAAAAGAGAGACACAUCCACCACAAACUGGCAGAUUGUGUCAGCUACAGUUGCUAGAACAACCACCAAAGCUGCAAGGCUGAAAACUGGCUGUGAGUAUCAAUUCAGAAUUGCAGCUGAAAACAGAUAUGGUAAGAGUUCAUUCCUACUUUCUGAUCCUGUAAUUGCACAGUAUCCAUUUGAGGUGCCAAGUGCACCAGGGACUCCCACUGUUCAGUCUGCUACCAAAGAAACUAUGGCCAUUGUUUGGAAUAAGCCUAGCAGUGAUGGUGGAAGCAAGAUUAUCGGUUAUCAUCUUGAGAGUAAGGAAAGAAAUAGCCUCCUGUGGGUGAAACAAAAUAAAACCAUCAUUCCAGACUCAAGAUUCAAGGUUAGUGGUCUCGAAGAAGGCAUUGAAUAUGAGUUCAGAGUUUAUGCUGAGAAUAUUGUUGGACUAAGCAAAGCCAGCAAAGUGUCAGAAAUACAAGUAGCAAGAGAUCCCUGUGACCCACCAGGCAAACCAGAAGCAGUAAUUGUCACUAGAAGCUCUGUAACAUUACGAUGGACAGCACCAGAAUUUGAUGGUGGCAGCCGAAUAACUGGCUAUGUAGUUGAGAAGAAAGAAUUGCCUAAUGGUCGAUGGAUGAAGGCUAGUUUCACAAAUAUCUUAGAAACUGAAUUUGUUGUCAGUGGCUUGGUGGAAGAACAACAAUAUGAAUUCAGAGUCAUUGCAAAAAAUGCAGCUGGUGUGCUUAGUGAACCAUCUGGCAGUACUGGCGCAAUAACUGCAAAGGAUGAAAUAGAGCCACCUAUGAUUGACUUGGAUGCUAAAUAUUCUCAAACCAUGAUUGUUAAUGCUGGAGAUUCAUUUAAGAUUGAUGCUGGAAUAUUUGGUAAGCCUAUACCAUCAGUCCAUUGGAUAAAAAACUGUGAGGAACUCGUUAAUACAGCUAGACUUGAGAUUAAAAAUACAGACUUUACAGCCUCUUUAAGUGUUAAAGAAGCUAUUCGUGUUGAUGGAGGUCAGUACACACUGCUGUUGAAAAAUGUUGGUGGUGAGAAAUCUAUAAACAUCAGUGUAAAAGUUCUAGACAGGCCUGGACCACCAGAAGGGCCUAUUUCUAUAUAUGGGGUUACAAGUGAGAAAUGUUGCAUAGCAUGGAAAACACCUUUACAUGAUGGAGGUGCUGAAGUAUCUCAUUAUAUUGUUGAAAGAAGGGAGACCAGCCGAUUAGUUUGGACUGUUGUGGAAUCUAAGGUGCAAACCCUUAAUCUGAAGAUUACCAAGCUUCUACCUGGAAAUGAGUACAUUUUCAGAGUGAUCCCUGUCAACAAAUAUGGAAUUGGUGAGCCUUUGGAAUCUGAUCCAGUUUUUGCCAGAAAUCCAUUUGUCACACCCGAUCCACCAACUGGGGUGGAGAUAUCUAAUAUAACAAAGGACUCCAUGGUUGUUACUUGGGAAAGACCCAUUAAUGAUGGAGGUAAUGCAAUUACAGGAUAUGUAAUUGAAAAGAGGGACAAAGAAGGUGUCAGAUGGACAAGAUGCAACAAGCGUUCAGUUAGUGAACUACGCUUUAGAGUGACAGGUCUUCUUGAAAACCACAGUUAUGAAUUCCGUGUCUCUGCUGAGAAUGCAGCUGGAAUUGGCAAACCAAGUGCCACUACUGUUUACUUCAAGGCUUUUGAUCCAAUCUUCAGGCCAGGUCCACCAAACAACCCUAAGGUUAUUGAUAUUUCAAGGUCAUCUGUUGUACUGCAUUGGAGCAAACCAAUUUAUGAUGGUGGAUGUGAGAUUCAAGGUUAUAUUGUUGAAGCCUGCGAAGGCAUAUCUGAUGAGUGGACAAUGUGCACACCUCCCACUGGAAUCACAGAAACAAGUUUUGAAGUUAAAAAACUGCUGGGAAAACAUGAAUACAAAUUCAGAAUUUGUGCCAUAAAUAAGGUUGGAGUUGGAGAACAUGCAGAUAUAAAAGAAUCAAUUCUCGUGGAGGACAAAUUGGAGCCACCAGAUAUUGAUCUUGAUGCUGACCUAAGAAAGAUGAUCACUGUUAGAGCUGGAGGAGCCCUUAGAUUGUUUGUUCCAAUCAGAGGCAGACCAGCUCCUGAGGUUAAAUGGGGAAAAGCCGAAGGUGAAAUUAAUGAGACAGCACAAAUUGACAUCACAAGCAGUUAUACUUCCCUUGUAAUUGAGAACAUUAACAGAUUUGACAGUGGAAAAUACACUUUGUCUUUGGAAAAUGCAAGUGGUACAAAAUCUGCAUUUAUUAGUGUCCGAGUACUUGACACUCCUGAUGCACCUGCAAAUUUUCAUGUGAAGGAAAUAACAAAGAAUUCUGUUACCCUCACUUGGGAGCCACCUUUGCUGGAUGGUGGAGCUAAAAUAAAAAAUUAUAUUGUUGAAAAGCGUGAGAGUACAAGGAAGGUAUACUCUACUGUUGCUUCCUGCAACAAGAUGACAUAUAAGAUUGAACAUCUACAAGAGGGCAGCAACUACUUCUUUAGAGUUCUUGCUGAAAAUGAAUAUGGAAUUGGAUUACCUGCUGAAACACUUGAACCACUAAAAAUCUCAGAAGUCCCACAACCUCCUGGAAAAAUCUCUGUAGUGGAUGUUACACGCAAGAGCAUCUCUCUGUCUUGGGAAAAACCAGAACAUGAUGGGGGUAGUAGAAUCACUCACUAUGAGGUUGAGAUGCAAGCAAAAGACAGUGAAAAGUGGUCUAUGUGUGCACAAGUUAAAUCACUUGACACCAUUAUUACCAAUUUAAUCCAAGGUGCAGAGUAUAAUUUUAGGGUGAUUGCAGUUAAUGGCAAAGGAAAGAGUGAUCCAAGAUAUCUAGCACACCCUGUUCUUGUAAAAGACCUUGUGAUUGAACCAUCUGUAAGGACAAAGCUUAGCACAUACAGUGUACAAGUUGGCCAUGACUUGAAAAUCGAAGCACGUAUCACUGGCCAUCCAAAGCCAACCAUUACAUGGACUAAAGAUGGUACAGAGCUGAAACAGACAACAAGAGUUAAUGUUGCAGAUACUGCCCACCAUACAACAUUAUCGAUUAAAGAUGCAACCAGAGACGAUGCUGGUAUGUACACGAUUACAGUAGCUAAUGUACUUGGACAAAAGGAGGCCACAGUUGAAAUCAUUAUACUUGACAAACCUGGUCCACCAACCGGGCCAGUGAGAAUAGAUGAAAUAAGUGCAGAAAGUAUAACACUGUCAUGGGAUCCCCCAACCUACACAGGAGGAUGCCAAAUUUCAAAUUACAUUGUGCAAAAGAGAGAUACCACUACAACUAACUGGGCAGUUGUUUCAGCUACAGUAGCAAGAACUACACUCAAAGUUGGAAAUUUGAAGACUGGAGCUGAGUACCAAUUCAGAAUCUUUGCAGAAAAUAGAUAUGGGAAAAGCUAUGCUAUUGACUCAGAGCCAGUUGUUGCUCAAUAUCCUUUCAAAGAACCAGGGCCCCCUGGAACACCAUACGUGUCUGCCUUUACAAAAGAAUCUAUGGUAGUUGAAUGGCACAAACCAGUUUCUGAUGGUGGCAGUGCUAUUCUUGGAUAUCAUCUUGAAAGAAAAGAAAAGAACAGUAUUCUCUGGACAAAAAUUAAUAAAAUGCUUAUUCAAGACACCAGAUUUAAAACAUCUCCUUUGGAGGAAGGCAUAGAAUAUGAGUUCAGAGUUUCUGCUGAAAACAUUGUUGGAAUUGGUAAAUGCAGCAAAGUUUCUGAAGGUUGUGUGGCCCGUGAUCCAUGUGAUCCUCCUGGCACACCUGUUCCAGUAAUUGUGACAAGGCACUCAGUGAUGCUAAGAUGGACACCACCAGAAUAUGAUGGUGGCAGUCUGGUCACUGGAUACAUUGUGGAAAAACGAGACCUCCCAGAUGGGCGUUGGAUGAAAGCAAGCUUUACAAACAUCCUUGAAACUGAAUUUAUAGUCACAGGUCUGACAGAAGACUCCAAAUAUGACUUCAGGGUCAUUGCUAGAAAUGCUGCUGGAUCAGUAAGCAAGCCUUCUGCAUGCACAGGGCCAAUCACAGCUAAAGAUGAGGUUGAGCCACCAACUUAUGAGAUUGACUCGAAAUACACCCAAAUAAUGAUUGUAAAUGCUGGGGAUACAUUUGUACUAGAAGCAUCUGUAUUGGGGAAGCCAGUUCCAACAAUGCAGUGGUUCAAAGGUGAUGUGGAAGUUGAAACUUCUGCUAGAGCUGAGACUAAGAACACAGACUUCAAAGCAGUCCUUGUUAUCAAAGAUGCUAUUAGAGUUGAUGGAGGACAGUAUACUUUGCAGCUUACUAAUGUUGGGGGAAGUAAAUCUGUGUCUUUUAAUGUAAAAGUCCUUGAUAGACCUGGGCCUCCAUCAGGACCUUUGACAGUUUCAAAUGUAACAAGUGAGAAGUGCUCCUUGUCAUGGCUUCCUCCUGUACAUGAUGGUGGUAGCAGUAUUUCUCAUUACAUAAUUGAAAAAAGAGAAACCAGUCGUCUUACUUGGACAGUAGUGUCUAGUGACUGUGGAGCAUCUAUGUUCAAGGUCACUAAGCUACUAAAAGGAAAUGAAUACAUCUUCCGUGUCAUGGCUGUUAACAAAUAUGGUGUUGGUGAACCUUUAGAGUCUGUACCUGUAAUAAUGAGGAAUCCAUUUGUUCCCCCUGGACCACCUAGAGAACUAGAAAUAACAAAUAUUUCAAGAGAUUCUAUGACUGUGUGCUGGACUCGCCCAGUGACUGAUGGUGGAAGUGAGAUUGUUGGGUACAUUGUAGAAAAGAGAGACAGAGCUGGAGUCAGGUGGACAAAAUGUAACAAACGUAGAAUUACAGACCUUCGCUUCCGAGUUACAGGUCUCACAGAGGACCAUGAAUAUGAAUUCAGGUUAUCUGCAGAAAACGCGGCAGGAGUUGGUCUACCGAGUCCACCAACUCAAUAUUACAAAGCAUGUGACCCAACAUUUAAACCUGCUCCACCAACUAAUGCACACCUAACUGACACCACAAAGAACUCAGUGACGAUUGAAUGGAGUAGACCAAUCUAUGAUGGUGGCCUAGACAUCCAGGGCUAUGUUGUAGAGAUCUGCAAAGCUGAUGAAGAGGAAUGGCUAAUGUGUACACCACCUACUGGUUGGAAGGACACAAAAUUCACAAUAACCAAACUUAUAGAACAUCAAGAAUACAAGGUUCGAAUAUGUGCUCUGAAUAAUCUAGGUGUUGGUGAGCCAGUCACCAUUCCUGGUACAGUAAAGCCUGUUGAUAAAACAGAACAUCCAGAAAUUGAACUUGAUUCCGAGUUAAGAAAGGGUAUCAUUGUUCGUGCUGGAGGAAGCAUGAGAAUUAGCAUUCCCUUCAAAGGUCGUCCAACUCCAGAGAUAAACUGGACUAAGGAUGAUGGAGAUCUACCAACUAAAGCUCAAAUUGAAAAGGGCCUAGAUUAUACCCAGCUCUCAAUUGACAUAUGUGAUAGAAAUGAUGCAGGAAAAUACACCCUUACUCUAGAAAACAGCAGUGGAACCAAGUCAGCAUUUGUUUCAGUGAAAGUACUGGAUACACCAGGUGCUCCACUGAAUCUAACUGUUAAAGAUAUCACAAGAAAUUAUGUAACUCUUGUUUGGGAUCCUCCACUUAUAGACGGAGGAGCAAAGAUAAAGAAUUAUAUUGUGGACAAACGUGAAUCCACUAGACCUGCCUUCUCUAAUAUUACUACAAAAUGCACCAAGACAAGCUUCCGUGUUGGUGAUCUCAAUGAAGGUGGCAUUUAUUACUUCAGAGUCAUGGCUGAAAAUGAGUUUGGAGUUGGUCUUCCUAUAGAAACAGAAGAAUCCGUGAAGACAGCAGAUCCUCCUCUAUCUGUGGGUAAGGUCACAUUGACUGAUGUGACUAAAACGUCUGCAUCACUGUCAUGGGAGAAACCAGACCAUGAUGGUGGUAGUAGGAUUCUAGGAUAUUAUAUUGAAAUGCAGCCAAAAGGAUCAGAAGACUGGGUAGUAGCAACUACUACUAAAACUUGUGAGGGAACAGUCACAGGUCUUAGUGCUGGCCAAGAGUACCUCUUUAGAGUGUUGGCCUACAAUGAUAAAGGGAAGAGUGAUCCAAGGUCACUAGCAGCUCCAGUCAUAGCUAAUGAUAUAACAAUUAAACCAAGCCUCAAACUGACUUUCAACACAUACAGUGUGCAAUGUGGUGGAGAAGUGAAAGUAGAAAUUCCAGUAAAAGGUCGUCCAACACCAAAGGUCACAUGGACUAAAGAUGGCCACUCAUUAAAAGAAACAACUAGACUAAAUGUCUCAAGCACAGCAACAGCAACAGUUCUUACUAUCAAAGAUGCCAAUAGAGAGGAUUCUGGCAAAUAUACAGUAACAGCUAUAAACAAUGUAGGAUCAGUCUCAGAGGAAAUUGGUGUAAUUAUCUUAGACAAGCCUGGCCCGCCUGUUGGCCCUGUUAAAAUUGAUGAAGUAAGUGCCAACUAUGUAAUAAUUUCAUGGGAACCACCUGUGUAUACUGGUGGUUGUCAAAUAAACAAUUACAUUGUGGAAAAAAGAGACACAACUACUACAGCCUGGCAGAUUGUAUCAGCAACCAUUGCACGCACAACAAUCAAAAUCUCUAAGCUGAAAACUGGAUCAGAAUAUCAGUUUAGAGUGUUUGCUGAGAACAGAUAUGGAAAGAGUUCAUCUUUAGACUCUGUACCUGUUGUUGUUAGCUAUCCUUUCAGUGAACCUGCAGCCCCUGGUACACCAUUUGUGUCCUCUGUGACAAAGGAUCAUAUGGCAGUUGAAUGGAAGCCACCUAGUAAUAAUGGAGGCAGCCCUAUUCUUGGAUAUCACAUUGAGCGCAAAGAGAAGAACAGCAUUCUCUGGACAAAACUUAACAAGCUUCUUGUUACUGAUACUCGAUUCAAAACAAAUGGUCUUGAGGAGGGCAUUGAGUAUGAAUAUAGAGUAUUCGCUGAAAAUAUUGCAGGAAUAAGUCCAUCUAGCAAAGUUUCUGAAAGCGUUGUUGCACGUGAUCCAUGUGAUCCACCUGGAACUCCAGAGGCUAUUGUUAUCACCAGAAGCCUUGUCACACUUCAAUGGACAAGACCUCAAUAUGAUGGAGGCAGUGUAGUCACAGGUUAUAUUGUGGAGAGGAAAAAGCUACCUGAUGGUCGUUGGAUGAAGGCUAGCUUUACAAAUAUAAUUGACACUCAAUAUACAAUUGCAGAAUUGACAGAAGGAGACCGCUAUGAAUUCAGAGUAAUAGCAAGAAAUGCAGCGGGCAUUUUAAGUGAGCCUUCUGAAAGCACUGGACCAAUUACUGCACAGGAUGAGAUUGAAGCACCAUCAGUUUCCAUGGACUCAAAAUUCAAGGAUGUCAUUAUCGUGAAUGCUGGUGAGACCUUUAUUAUUGAUGCUGAUAUUGCAGGCAAACCCCUCCCAGAUAUAAGGUGGCUAAAGGAUGGAAAAGAAAUUGACAGUGCUACUCCAAGAAUGGAAAUUAAAUCCACUAUUACACAUACUGUUUUAACCAUUAAAGACUGCAUAAGAGUAGAUGGUGGACAUUUUGUCCUAAGCCUCAGCAAUGUGGGUGGAACAAAACUGGUCCCUGUAAAUGUGAAGGUUCUGGAUAGACCUGGUCCACCAGAUGGACCUCUGAAGGUAACUGGUGUCAGAGCAGAGAAAUGUUAUCUACACUGGAGCCAUCCAACACAUGAUGGUGGAGCAGGUGUUUCACAUUAUAUUAUUGAAAAGAGGGAAACAAGCAGACUUUCUUGGACUAUGGUAGAACCCAAAAUUCAAGCAAUCAGUUAUAAAGUCACCAAACUCUUGCCAGGUAAUGAGUACAUAUUUAGAGUCAUGGCAGUAAACAAGUAUGGGAUAGGAGAACCACUUGAAUCUGAACCAGUUAUUGCACAAAAUCCUUUUAAGAUUCCUGGCCCACCUUCAACUCCAGAAGCAAGUGCAAUCACUAGAGACUCAAUAGUGCUUACAUGGGACCGUCCAGAGGAUGAUGGUGGUUCACAAAUUGAGGGAUAUAUCCUUGAGAAGCGUGAUAAAGAAGGUGUCCGAUGGACAAAGUGCAACAGGAAAAGACUAUCUGAUCUGCGUUUCAGAGUCACAGGAUUAACAGAAGGACACUCUUAUGAAUUCAGAGUGUCUGCUGAAAAUGCUGCAGGUGUCGGCACACCAAGUGGAGCAUCUGAGUAUUACAAAGCCUGUGAUGCAACCUAUCCUCCUGGCCCUCCAAACAAUCCCAAAGUGACAGAUCAUUCAAGUACAACUGUUUCACUUGCAUGGAGUAGGCCUAUUUAUGAUGGUGGUGCACCGAUCUCUGGAUAUAUUGUUGAGAUGAAAGAAGCCUUUGAUGAUGAAUGGACACUAUGUACACCAAACACUGGUGUACAAACAACUCACUUUACAGUGAAAAACUUGAAAGAAAAUGCAGAAUACAAUUUCCGUGUUUGUGCCAUUAAUAUUGAAGGUGCUGGAGAUCACAUUGAUGUUCCAGGCUCUGUAAUUGCUGCUGAGAAACUUGAAGCCCCAGAAGUAGAGUUAGAAGCUGAUCUGAGGAAAAUGGUGACUGUCCGUGCAAGCGCAACACUACGAUUGUUUGUUACCAUCAGGGGAAGGCCUGAACCAGAAGUUAAAUGGACAAAGGCUGAGGGUACCUUAACAGAGCGUGCCCAAGUUGAAGUCACAAGCUCUUACACCAUGCUUGUUAUUGACAAUGUUGACAGAUUUGACAGUGGCAAAUAUAUUUUAACUCUUGAAAACAACAGUGGCACCAAAUCUGCCUUCAUAAAUGUCAGAGUCCUGGACUCCCCAAGUGCUCCUGUGAACUUUGUAGUUAAAGAUAUCAAAAGAGACUCAGUCCAGCUGCAGUGGGACCCGCCACAUAUUGAUGGUGGUGCCAAGAUUACUCAUUAUAUUGUGGAGAAACGUGAAUCUAAAAGAAUGGCAUUUACAACUGUGACAAAUAACUGUGUCAGGAAUUCUUUCAGGGUUGAUGAUCUCCAAGAGGGAGGUGUUUAUCACUUCCGUGUACUUGCAGUAAAUGAACUUGGUGUUGGCUUACCAGCAACCACCACAGAACCAGUGAAAGUGUCCCAAGCACCUCUACCACCAGGUAAGGUUACACUUGUUGAUGUAACUCGGCACAGUGUGAGUCUUUCUUGGGAAAAGCCAGACCACGAUGGUGGUAGCAAGAUAACAGGUUACACAGUUGAGAUGUUGACUAAAGGAUCAGAUAAAUGGACUGUUUGCGCAACAGUAAGAACACCUGAAGCUACAAUUGAAGGUCUUACAACAGGGGAGGAAUAUUCAUUCAGAAUUUCUGCCAUGAACGACAAAGGAAAGAGUGAUCCAAAGCCACUGGGAGCACCUGUGGUUGCCAAAGAUAUCACUAUUGAACCUAUUAUUGACUUGCUAUUUAACACGUACAGUGUUAAAUCUGGAGAAGAUCUCAAAAUUGAUGUUCCAUUUAGAGGUAGACCUCACCCAGAAGUGACAUGGAAGAAGGAUGGCCACACCCUGAAGCAAACAACCAGAGUAAAUGUCCUCACUUCCAAAAUAUCUUCAAAGAUUACUAUCAAAGAUGCAACAAGGGAAGAUGCUGGAAAAUAUGAAAUCACAUUGAUUAAUUCAGUUGGUGUGAAAUCAGAUGAAAUAACAGUUAUCAUUCUAGACAAACCAGGUCCACCAACUGCAGUUAGAGUAGAUGAAGUAAGUGCAGAUCAUAUUUCAUUAUCAUGGGAUCCUCCAGUUUAUGAUGGUGGGUGUCAAAUCAACAAUUAUGUUGUUGAGAAGAGAGAUACAACCACUACAACAUGGCAAAUUGUUUCAGCUACAGUGGCAAGAACAUCGAUUAAAGUAUCCCAUUUGACACAGGGAACUGAAUAUCAAUUCCGUAUUGCUGCUGAAAAUCGUUAUGGCAAGAGCCAAGCUAUUGAUUCUGCACCAAUUGUUGCACAAUACCCCUUCACACCACCUGGCCCUCCAAGUGACCUUCAAAUUGCUCAUGCUACAAAGUCAAGCAUGUUGGUUACAUGGAAAAGACCAGCCAGUGAUGGUGGAAGUCCAAUCAUUGGAUAUCACUUGGAAUGCAAGGGACAAAACAGCAUUCUCUGGACUAAAAUCAGUAGGGGUCUUGUUUCUGAUACACAGUUUAAAGUAACUGGUCUUGAAGAGGGUCUUCUCUAUCAAUACAGAGUAUAUGCAGAAAAUAUUGCAGGAACUGGACCUUGCACAAAAGCCUGUGAGCCUGUUGCUGCAAGAGAUCCAUGUGAUCCUCCAGGUCAGCCAGUUGUUACUAAUAUAACAAGAACUUCUGUUUCUCUGUCCUGGGCAAAACCUGAAAAUGAUGGUGGUGCCAAAGUGACUGGUUACAUUGUAGAGCGAAAAGAACUACCAGAUGGCCGUUGGUUGAAAUGUAACUUCACCAAUCUUCAAGAAACAUUCUUUGAUGUUACUGGCCUGAUUGAAGAUCAGCGAUAUGAUUUCCAUGUAAUUGCUAAGAAUGCAGCAGGUUUACUUAGUCAGCCAUCAGAGUGUACAGGCCCUGUUACAGUGAAAGAUGAUGUUGAACCUCCACGCAUUACAAUUGAGGACAAACUCAGACAAUUAGUUGUAGUCAAAGCAGGAGACAUACUAAGAAUUGAUGCUGAAAUUUCCGGCAGACCAGCUCCUGUCAUUUCGUGGGCAAAGGAUGGAAAAGAAAUAGAUUCUAAAGCAAGAGUUGAAAUUUCUUCAACAUUCACAACCACAACACUAAUUGUUAGAGAGACCAUCAGAAGAGACUCUGGACAGUAUGUUCUCACAUUACAGAAUGUUGCUGGUACCAGAUCUUUAGCAGUGAACUGUAAAGUCCUUGAUAGACCUGGUCCAUCAUCUGGACCAUUGGAAGUAACUGGUUUGACAGCAGAAAAAUGCACAUUAACUUGGGGACCACCCCAAGAAAAUGGUGGUGCUGAAAUUCAACACUACAUUGUUGAGAAGCGUGAAACAAGCCGUCUUGCCUGGACAUUAGUCUAUGCUGACAUGAAGGCCACAACAUGCAAAGUUACAAAACUGCUUAAAGGCAAUGAAUACAUUUUCAGGGUUCGGGGAGUAAAUAAAUAUGGAACAGGAGAAUCUCUGGAGAGUGAGCCUGUUAAAGCCCUAGAUCCAUUUACAAUACCUGCUGCACCAACAAAUGUUGAAGUCACAAGUGUUACAAGCGAAGCUAUGACAAUCUGCUGGGAAAGGCCUGUUUCUGAUGGUGGCAGUAGUAUUAGUGGCUAUGUAAUUGAAAAACGUGAAAAGUCAGGUCUUCGCUGGGUUCGUGUCAACAAAAAGCCUGUUUAUGACUUGAGGGUCAAGGCCUCCAAUCUCCGCGAAGGAUGCGAAUAUGAAUACCGUGUAUAUGCAGAGAAUGCAGCAGGUUUGAGUGCACCAAGCCUUCCUUGCCCAUUGACUAAAGCAGAGGAUCCAUUAUUCUUGCCAUCUCCACCAGCGAAACCAAAGGUAAUCGAUUCUUCUAAGUCCACAGUAACACUCUCCUGGAACAAGCCAUUGUUUGAUGGUGGUUCUCCAGUCACAGGAUACUCAGUUGAAUAUAGGAAAACCAAUGAAGAGGACUGGAUUGUUGGAGUGCAGCACACUAAUAACACAGAGUUCACAGUUGUAGGCCUGACAUCAGGAGCGGAAUAUGUCUUUGUGGUUAGGUCAAUUAAUAAAAUUGGUUCAAGUGAGCCAAGCCCUGAGACUGACCCACAAGUAGCAAAGGACAGAGAAGAUGAGCCUGUUUUCCUCAUUAGUAAUGAAAUGCGAAAAACUUUGAUUGUCAAAGAUGGCAGCUCGUUCACCCUAAGAGUCCCUUUCAAGGGAAAGCCUGUGCCAAAUGUAAUGUGGAAUAAGCCCGAUGUUGAUCUUAGAGUUCGGGCAACAAUUGAUACCACAGAUAAUUGUACAUCUGUCACAAUUGAACAAGCUACCAGAAAUGACUCAGGAAAGUACACUGUGACUCUACAAAAUGUUGCUGGAACGGCCACACUAACCUUGAAUGUGAAAGUGCUCGAUUCACCUGGACCACCUGGCAGUCUCUCUGUUAAGGAAGUGACCAAAAACUCAGCAACAAUAACAUGGGACAUGCCAGAAAAUGAAGGUGGUGCUCCUGUCAAGAACUACCUUGUUGAUCUGCGUGAGGCAAGCAAAAAAGGAUGGACAAGAGUAACAGAAUGUUGUCCCAGACUUACCUUCAAAUUAACUGACCUUCAAGAGGGUGGCGUUUAUUAUUUCCGAGUCACUGGUGAAAAUGAAUAUGGAAUUGGAGUAUCAACUGAAACUAAAGAGGGAACUAAGAUUACAGAAAAACCAAGUCCACCAGCAAAGCUUGGAGUAACUGAGGUUACAAAAGAUUCUGUCUCAUUAGCUUGGAUUAAACCUGAGCAUGAUGGAGGUAGUAGAAUUACCAGUUACCAGGUGGAUGCUCUGGAAAAAGGACAACAAAAGUGGAUAAAAUGUAGUGUCACCAAAUCAACUCAGUUUGUUGUCUAUGGGCUAAGAGAAAAUGCUGAAUACUUCUUUAGAGUUCGUGCUGAAAAUCAUGCUGGACUUAGUGACCCUAAAGAAAUGGUUCUGCCAGUUCUUGUUAAAGAUCAACUAGAGGCACCUGAAAUUAACAUGAAGAACUUUCAACACAAUACUGUCCAUGUAAAGGCAGGUUCAAAUCUUAAAAUAGAAAUCCCUCUUACCGGUAAACCUUUACCAAAUGUACUACUCUCAAAGGAUAAUCAGAUCCUGAAAUCAACCAUGAGAUUCAAUUCUGAAGUAACACCUGACUGCCUUAUCAUCACCCUGCGUGACAGUGUUGCUCAUGAUGCAGGCAGAUAUGACAUUACAGCCUCAAACUCAAGUGGAACCACUAAGUCCUUUGUUAAUAUUGUUGUUCUGGACAGACCAAGUCCACCUCUUGGUCCAGUUGAGAUGUGUGAUAUCACAGAGGACAGUGUAAGUCUGAAAUGGAUUCCUCCUGCUUAUGAUGGUGGCAGCCCAAUCACCAACUAUAUUGUUCUAAAACGUGAAACAACAACAGCAAACUGGGUUGAAGUUUCAUCUGCAGUUGCAAGAUGCACAAUUAAGAUUUUGAAACUAACUACUGGAGUUGAGUAUCAGUUCAGAAUUAGGGCUGAAAAUCGCUUUGGCAUCAGUGAUCACAUUGAUAGUCCAACUGUUACAGUCAGUCUUCCAUACACAAUUCCUGAGGCACCUUCAACACCAUGGGUAUCUUUUGUCACUAGAGAAAGUAUUAAUGUCAACUGGAAAGAACCUUCUUCUGAUGGAGGAAGUCAUAUAUUUGGAUACCACCUUCAAAUGAAAGACAAAAACAGUAUUUUGUGGAAGAAAGUCAACAAAACUGUUAUCCGUGCUACACAUUUCAAAGUGACAGACAUCAGUCCAGGCCUUAUCUAUGAGUUUAAGGUUGCAGCAGAAAAUGCUGCAGGCAUUGGUCCUGUCAGCAAAAUUUCAGAUGCUGUACUGGCAAUUGAUGCUUGUGAAUCACCAACUGAUGUCCGUGUCACUGAUAUCACAAAAAGUUCAAUAAGCCUUGCAUGGAGUAAGCCUUCCUAUGAUGGUGGAAGCAAAGUGACAGGGUAUAUAAUUGAGAAGAAAGAUGGUCCAAAUGGCAAAUGGUUCAAAGCUAAUUUAUCAAAGGUUUCUGACACCAAGUUCACUGUAUCAGGCCUCAUUCAAGAUGAAUCUUAUGAAUUUAGAGUCUUGGCCAAGAAUGCAGUUGGCUCUGUCAGUAACCCAUCUGCUACUGUUGGGCCAGUUACGUGUGUGGAUACCUUUGGUGCUCCUGAAAUUGAGCUUCCUCAGGAAUACCUUGAUGUUGUAAAAUACAAAGCAGAAGAAACCAUCCAGCUUAGAGUUGGUAUUAUUGCGAAACCUCAGCCAACAAUUGAAUGGUACAAAGAUGGAAAAGAGCUGGAAUCUGGACCUCAGUUCUUGAUUUCAAACACCACUGAUUGUACAUGCAUCUCAGUAAAAGAGGCUACACGCUUAAACAGUGGAACAUAUGAACUCAAGAUCAAGAACUCUUUGGGCUCAGCAUAUGCUGCUAUCAGAGUGCUUAUUCAAGACAAACCUGGGCCCCCUUCGGGAGUAAUUCAGUUCAAGAAGAUCACAGCAGACAGUAUAACCAUAAUGUGGGAUCCUCCAGCUGAUGAGGGUGGUGCAAUGGUUACCCAUUACAUUGUGGAGAAACGUGAGAGUAGCAGAAUCAUGUGGUCUAUAAUAUCUGAGAAACUGGAAGACUGUAUUGUCUCUGUUUCAAGGCUGAUCAAAGGAAAUGAGUACAUCUUCCGUGUUCGUGGGGUAAACAAAUAUGGAGUCGGAGAUCCUUUAGAAUCUGAGCCUGUCAUUGCACAGAACUCAUUUGUACCUCCCAGCAAACCUUCCAAACCUCAGGUCACCAUGAUUACUAAAUCAACAAUGACUGUCAUAUGGGAAAGACCAAGUCUAGAUGGUGGCAGUGAUAUUGAUGGAUAUUAUCUGGAGAAGCGAGAAAAGAAGAGUCUACAGUGGUUCAAAGUUGCCAAAGAUCCAAUUCGUGAUACUAGGCAAAAAGUCAGCAAUCUCACAGAGGGAAAUGAGUAUCAGUAUCGUGUUUGUGCAAUUAAUAAAGCUGGUGCAGGUCAAUAUUCGGAUGCAUCCAUUUUCUAUAAAGCAUAUGAUCCCAUUGAUCCGCCAAGUGAGCCGACAAAACUUAAAGUUGUUGAUUCAACCAAGACUUCAAUUACACUUGGAUGGGUGAAGCCUGUGUAUGAUGGUGGCAGUGAAAUCACAAGCUAUGUAGUUGAGCAGAUGAUAGCUGAUGAAAAGGAGUGGAUCACUAUAAGCUCCAAGGGUGAAGUAAGAACCACAGAGUAUGUGGUAUCCCAUUUAAAACCUGGAGUGUACUAUUACUUCCGCAUUUCUGCCGUUAACUGUGCUGGAGUUGGACGCCCAAUUGAAAUUAUUCAGCCGGUACAAGCUAAGGACAUUCUGGAGGAAGCUGAUGUUGAUCUUGAUAUUUCAAUGUCAACUCAAUAUACAGCAAAGGCAGGAAGAGAUGUGGAAAUCAUGAUUCCUCUAAAAGGCAGACCUGCACCAAAUGUCACAUGGCGAAGAGGAGAUAGGAAUAUUGGUGGAGAUGCAAAAUACACAAUUAAUAACACAGAGUAUUCAACAACACUUAUUAUUCCAAAGGUCACUCGCGAUGAUUCAGGAAAAUAUCUCCUGGAGAUUGAGAAUGGAGUUGGUGAACCAAAGUAUAUUACUGUCUCUGUUAAAGUAUUAGACUCACCAUCUGCUUGUAGUAAGUUGGUAGUGAAAAAUGUUACCCGUGGUAAACUCACUCUGAGCUGGGAUCCUCCACUUAUUGAUGGUGGAGCUCCAAUUACAAAUUAUAUAGUUGAGAAGAAGGAUGCUAAACUCAAAGCUUACUCCAUAGUUACAACAGAAUGUGCCAAUACAUCAUACAAGGUUGAAGGCCUUUCAGAAGAGAUUGCCUAUUUCUUCCGUGUGUCUGCUGAAAAUGAAAAUGGCAUUGGUGAUACUUGUGAGACCACAGAACCUGUUAGAGCAACAGAGACUCCUGGUCCUGUAAAGAACCUUGUCAUGACUGACUCAACUAAUACAUCUGUAACUCUGGCAUGGACAAAACCUGAUCAUGAUGGUGGCAGCCAUAUUUCUGAGUACAUCAUUGAAAAGAAGGUAGAUGAUGCUGUGACAUGGAGCCUUGGCGGUACAUGUAGAUGUUGCAAGUAUGAGGUAACAAAUCUUAAAGAGCUCUCAGAGGUUUUCUUCAGAGUGUAUGCCAAGAAUGAGAAGGGUUGCAGUGACUUCUCUCAAAUCGGGCCCAUUACUGUGAAGGAAUUCUUUAUUCCACCAGAAGCUAACCUUAUUGACUAUCCUAAUGGUGAAUUAAGUGUCAGAAUUGGACAAAAUGUGAACAUUGAAUUGCCAUACAAGGGCAAACCCAAACCUACAAUUCAGUGGAUGAAAGAUGAUGUUCCACUGAAGGAAAGUGAACAAGUUCGCUUCAGACAAACAGAAAAUAAAGCUAGUCUAAUUGUGAGAAAUGCAAGAAAGGAGAAUGCAGGAAAAUACACUCUGGUCCUUGACAAUAGACUUGUGAAGAACUUUUUUGAUAUAAAGGUCACCACUCUUGGGCCACCAACUGCACCAGUGGGCCCCAUCCGGUUUGAUGAAAUCAAAGCACAAAGCAUUAUUAUCUCAUGGAAUGAGCCACAGGAUAAUGGUGGUGGAGAAAUCACCUGCUAUAGUGUUGAAAAAAGAGAAACCUCUCAAGCAGCUUGGAAAAUUAUUUGUUCAAGUGUGGUCAGGACCACAUUUAAGAUACCCAAUCUGGUUAAGGGCACUGAAUACCAAUUCAGAGUACGUGCAGAGAACAAAUAUGGAGUAAGUGAUCCUCUCAACUCAGUGGAUGUUGUUGCCCAACACCAGUAUAAGCCACCAGGUCCACCGGGAAAACCUGUUGUAUUUAAUGUCACAAGUGAUGGCAUGACUGUUUCAUGGGAUGCACCCAGCUUUGAUGGUGGUUCUCCUAUUACUGGCUACCAUCUUGAGAAGAAAGACAGAAACAGCCUCCUGUGGAUGAAAGUGAAUUCCAAUGUAAUCUCUGGAAGAGAGUAUAGGGUCAUUGGCCUCAUUGAAGGUCUGGAAUAUUCAUUCAGAGUGUAUGCUCAAAAUAAUGCUGGAACGAGUCCAGUCAGUGAGCAAAGCAAGCACAAACUUGCUAUUUCUCCUGUUGAUCCUCCUGGCACUCCCAACUGCAUUGAUGUUACCAGAGAUUCUGUCACGCUUCAGUGGGAGCCCCCUAAACGUGAUGGAGGCAGUAGGAUUGUGGCAUACAGUGUUGAGAGGCGCCAAGGAAGAGCACGCUGGCUGAGAUGCAAUUUUAUUGAUAUCAGUGAAUGCCAGUAUACAGUGACAGGGCUUGCUUGUGGUGACCGCUUUGAAUUUAGAGUGAUUGCCAGAAAUGCUGUUGGAACAGUCAGUCCACCAUCACAGUCAUCUGGCUACAUUAUGACCAAGGAUGAAAGUGUUAUCCCUGAGAUUCAGUUUGGUGCUGAAAAGACUUUGACAAUUAAGGCUGGAGAAAACAUCAAACUGAGUUGCACUAUUAGUGGGCGCCCUGUGCCUCAGGUUACAUGGUAUAAGGAUGGAAAACAGCUUGACAAAAUGCUUGUUGAUAUCACAACCAGUAUUGGUUCAAGCUCACUGUUCAUUAGAGAUGCUGAUCGUAAUAACCGUGGAAUCUAUACUGUUGAAGCCAAAAACAGCUCUGGAACAACAAAGGAGGAUGUUCUUGUCAGAGUACAAGAUACUCCUGGACCACCUGAGGGCCCACUUCGCUUUACAAAUAUCUCUGCUGAAAAGGCAACUCUAUGGUGGAGUCCCCCAGAGAAUGAUGGCUGUGCAGCAAUCACUCAUUAUGUAAUAGAAAAACGUGAAACCUCCCGUAUUUCUUGGGCACUUGUUGCAUCUAAGUGUGAAGCCUGCUCUUUCAAUGCCACCAAGUUGAUCAAGGGCAAUGAGUAUCAGUUCCGUGUUUCUGCUGUCAAUGCUUUUGGUGUUGGCAAACCACUAGAAUCAGAUCCAAUUGUGGCUAAAAUGCAAUACACUGUACCAGAUGCUCCAGGAACACCUGACUGCACUCAUGUCACAGGAAACAGUCUUACACUCUGCUGGACAAGACCAAGACAUGAUGGUGGAAAUGAGAUAAAGCACUAUAUCCUUGAAAGAAGAGAGAAGAAAAGUUUACAGUGGGUAAAAGUUUCAGCAAAAAGACCAAUCACAGAGCUCAGACACAGAGUUACAAACUUGACUGAAGGAAAUGAAUAUGAAUUCCGUGUUAUGGCUGAAAAUGGGGCUGGUGUAGGACCACCAAGUGGAGUAUCAAGACUAUUUAAGUGCAGAGAGCCUACAAGUGCACCUAGUGCACCAACAGUGGUAAAAGUCAUUGACUCAACAAAGACCUCUGUGACACUGGAAUGGACCAAACCAGUCUUUGAUGGUGGCAUGGAGAUUAUUGGCUACAUUAUUGAGAUGUGCAAAGCCAGUCUUGAAGAAUGGCACAGAGUUAAUAGCCAGACUUGUAUCCAUACCACAUACACAGUUACAGAUUUAGAACCAGGUGAAGAGUACAGAUUACGUGUGUAUGCUGUUAAUGGUGCUGGAAAGGGAGAGGCAUCGGAGAUUCCAAAUCCAGUGCAGGCCAUUGACAGACUGACAUCACCAGAGAUUGACAUUGAUGCAGAUUUCAAACAGACACAUGUUGUUAAAAAUGGAGGAACCGUUAUUCUUAAAAUUCCUUUCCGUGGAAAACCUACACCCCUGGCUACAUGGACAAAAGCAGAUGGAGAAAUUGGUGUGAUGGUAGAUAUUAAUACUACAGACACCUUCAGCACAUUAACAAUUGAAAACUGUACCAGAUAUGAUGCUGGCAAAUACACACUUUCUCUUGAGAACAACAGUGGUCGUAAAUCUAUCACAUUAACAGUAAAGGUAUUGGACACACCUGGGCCACCAGGUCCCCUCUCAUUCAAGGAUGUAACCAGAGGAGCUAUGACUCUCAUGUGGGAUGCUCCAUACAAUGAUGGAGGUGCUCGUGUUCAUCAUUAUAUUAUUGAAAAACGUGAGGCAAGUCGUCUGAGCUGGCAGGAAGUCAGUCUAAAGUGUACGCGCCAAAUUCUCAGAGUGACCAAUCUUGAAGUUGGUAUAGCAUACUUUUUCAGGGUCACAGCUGAAAAUCAGUAUGGUAUAGGUGAACCUUAUGAAAUGUCAGAACCUAUCAUUGCCACUGAGGAGCCUGCACCACCCAAGAGGCUGGACAUUAUUGAUACUACCUCUACAACAGCCACCUUAGUAUGGAUGAAACCUGAGCAUGAUGGUGGAAGUCGUAUCACAGGAUACAUUGUUGAGACCAGAAAGAAAGGUUCUGAUCACUGGGUUGUUGGUGGUCAAACAAAAUCUUUGAAGAUGGUCUUGGAGGGCUUGGUUGAGAAUACAGAAUAUGAAUUCCGGGUCAAAGCAAAAAAUGAUACUGGUAUCAGUUAUCCAAGAGAUGCACUCACCACUGUUAUCAUCAAAGAACCUCGCAUUGAGCCAACUGCUGACCUUAGUGGUAUCAGCAAACAGCUUAUUACCUGUAAGACCGGCAAUUCCUUUGCCAUUGAUGUUCCCAUUAGUGGCAGACCAGCCCCAAAAGUAACUUGGAAACUUGAGGAAAUAAAACUAAAGGAAACAGAAAGGGUUUCUAUCAAAACUUCUAAUGUGAAAACCACCCUACUGGUUAAGGAUGCCAAGAGAGGGGACAGUGGAAAAUAUUACCUUACUCUAGAGAAUGUGGCUGGGGCAAAGACAUUCAGCAUUACUGUAAAUGUCUUUGGCAGACCAAGCCCACCAACUGGCCCAAUUGAAAUCUCAGGAAUCACAUCAGAAUCCUGUGUGUUGGCAUGGGCAGAGCCUACAGAUGAUGGUGGAUCAGAUAUAACUAACUAUAUAGUUGAGAAACGAGAAUCUGGUCAAACUUCAUGGCAAGUUGUGAACUCAAGUGUGAAACGACCAACGAUUAAAAUCACCCAUUUGACAAAAUACAUGGAGUACACAUUCCGUGUCUGUGCAGAGAACAAAUUUGGUGUUAGCAAACCAAUUGAAUCUCAAGCUAUUGUGGCAGAACAUCCAUUUGUACCACCAAGCCCACCUACACGUCCAGAUGUGGUAUUAAUAUCUGCUAAUGCCAUUUCCAUUAAAUGGGAUGUUCCAUAUCAUGAUGGUGGAAGCAAGGUGACUGGAUACUGGAUUGAGAAGAAAGAGCGGAACACUAUUUUAUGGACAAGGGAAAAUAAAAUCCCAUGCAUUGAGUGUCAUUAUAAGGUCUCCAAUCUUAUUGAAGGCCUUGAAUAUCAGUUCCGUGUAUAUGCCAUGAACAUUGCAGGUCUAAGCAAAGCCAGUGAAGCUUCAAGACCAGUGCUGGCUUUGAAUCCAGUUGAUCCACCUGGCAAACCAGAAGUAUAUGACAUUACAAGAUCUUCAGUUUCUAUAAAAUGGUCUGUACCAUUAAGUGAUGGUGGCAGCAAACUUGUUGGAUAUGUAGUUGAACGCAAGGCAUCCACUGAUGAUGAUGAAACUCGUUGGUUGAAAUGCAACUACACUACAAUCACAGACAAUUUCUUCACUGUAUCAUCACUUGAAGAGGGAGCAGCUUAUGAAUUCCGUGUCAUUGCUAAAAAUUGUGCAGGAGUUCACAGUACGCCAUCAGAAUCAACAGGCCCUAUCACAUGCAAGGAUGAAUACACACCACCAAAGGCUGAGUUGGACAGCAAACUUGUUGGUGAGACAGUAACUAUUAGUGCUGGAUCAGACAUUGUUCUUGAUGCUGCAAUAGGUGGCAAACCUGAACCCAGAGUAUGCUGGUCUAAGGGUGAUAAGGAGUUGGAGCUUGGUGAUAAAUACUCAUUGACAUACACCAGUACAAGAGCUAUGGCAAUCAUCAAGUCCUGUAACAGGAAUGAUACUGGAAAAUAUAUAUUGACCGUCAAGAAUGCCAGUGGAAUCAAAACUGCAGCUGUCAAUGUUAAAGUUCUUGAUACCCCUGGUCCUCCAGAUGGUAAGAUAACAAUCAGCAGGGUCACAGAAGAAAAAUGCACAGUUUCUUGGAAGAUACCUCUUGAAGAUGGAGGAGCUUCUAUUUCUCACUACAUUGUUGACAGACGUGAGACAAGUAGGCUCAAUUGGGUUGUCAUGGAGACCGAAUGCAAGACCCUUUCUUGUGUCAGUACAAAACUAAUCAAGAACAAUGAAUAUAUAUUCCGUGUCAGAGCUGUUAACAAAUAUGGAGCUGGAGUACCGCUGGAAUCUGAACCAAUCAUUGCAAGAAAUGCAUAUACUGUUCCAACAUCUCCUGGAACACCAGAAAUUACAGCCGUUGGCAAACAACAUGUCAUUAUUGAGUGGCUGAAGCCAGAGAAUGAUGGUGGUAGUGAAAUAAAAAAUUACCUUGUAGAUAAACGUGAGAAGAGCAGUGUGAGAUGGACCAGAGUAAACAAGACAUUCACCAUCUAUGACACAAGACUCAAGAUAACAGGUCUAUUUGAGGGAAGCGAGUACCAAUUCCGUGUUGCAGCUGUUAAUUCUGCUGGCACAAGCUUACCAAGUGAAGCCUCUGAAUAUGCACUUUGCAGGGAUCCAACAUAUACACCAGCUCCUCCAUCAUCUCCUCGCAUAAUAGAUACUACCAAACACAGCAUUACUAUGACAUGGACCAGACCUAUGUAUGAUGGUGGUUCAGAUGUCACUGGCUAUGUUAUUGAGAUUCUAGAAGAGGGAACUGAACAGUGGUAUAGAGCCAGCCAGAAGAUCCUGACUGCUACUGAAUAUACUGCAGCUGGUUUAACAAGCAACAAGAAGUACAGUUUCAGAGUGGCGGCAGUCAAUGCAAUGGGCACUGGAGAGUUCAGUGAAGGCAGUGUGGAGACUGCACCCAUAGAAAGAGUUGAAAUUCCUGAUAUUGAAUUACCUGAAGAACUGAAGAAGACAGUUUGUCUGAGAGCUGGUAGCAAUUUACGUCUAAAUGCAACUAUACUUGGAAGACCACCUCCAGUUGUUACCUGGAGAAAGACUGGCAUAGACCUUCAGUCACGGGGAUACAUUGACACAACAGAGAGCACUACAACUUUAUUAGUGGAAAAGGUUCAUCGUUAUGAUGCUGGAAAAUACACAAUUGAGGCUGAAAAUCCAUCUGGCAAGAAGAUAAUUACCAUUCUUGUCAAGAUAUAUGAUUCCCCUGGUCCCUGUGGUGCAGUCAAGGUCAAGGAUUACACUAAAGAAUCAGUUGUCAUUACAUGGGAUGUCCCUACUAUUGAUGGAGGGGCUCCUAUCAACAAUUACAUUAUUGAAAAACGUGAAGCAUCAAUGAAAUCUUAUAAAACUGUGACAAUGGAAUGCAAGAAGACAUUGUACAGAAUCACUGGGUUAGAGGAAGGAACAAGAUACUUCUUCAGAGUACUGCCUGAAAACAUAUAUGGUAUUGGAGAACCUUGUGAAACCACUGAUUCUGUGCUGGUAUGUGAAAUUCCUUCUGUUCCUCAAGAUUUGCAAGUCAUUGACAUUACAAAGUCCACUGUCAUUCUUGCCUGGGAGAAACCACUUUACGAUGGUGGCAGCAAACUGACUGGUUAUGUUAUUGAAGCCUGUAAGAAAGAAACUGACAGAUGGAUGAAUGUUGCUAAUGUGAGAGCAUCAGUGUUUCAGCACACCAUAGAUUCUCUGAAUGAGAAUGAGCAAUACUUAUUCAGAAUCAAAGCUGAGAACAGCAGGGGGGUCAGUGAGCCCAGAGAACUGAUGACACCUAUAAUUAUUCAGGAACAGAGAGUUAUGCCAAAGAUCGAUCUGGCUAGCAUUCCUCAAAAGAUUGUAAAUGUUCAUGCUGGCAAGCCAAUUGUGCUCAAUAUUCCCAUCAUUGGAAGACCUACACCAACUUGCUCAUGGUUCUUUGGUGGCAUUAAGAUGAAAGACAAGCUUGACCGCAUUAAAAUUGAGACAACUGCUAAGUACACUAAAUUAAUGGUUCGUGAAACUACUCUUGAUGAUACUGGUGACUAUACUCUUGAAGUAAAGAAUAUAACAGGAGUAGCUACAGAAAUCAUCAAAGUCAUCAUUCUUGAUAAACCUGGCAUUCCAGUUGGGCCUAUGAUAAUCGAUGAAAUUGAUGCCAAUUCUGUAACAUGUAGUUGGGAACCACCAGAGAAAGAUGGAGGUGCCAAUGUCAGUGGCUAUGUAGUUGAACAACGAGAUGCUCAUCGCCCUGGUUGGCUGACUAUUUCUGAGUCUGUUACAAGACCCACAUUCAAAUUCACUAGACUUACUGAGGGAACAGAAUAUGUGUUCCGUGUGGCUGCAACAAAUCGUUUUGGCAUUAGUGCAUUCCUUCAGUCUGAAGUUGUUGAAUGCAAGAGUACCAAGACUGUUCCUGGUGCACCAAGCACACCUGAAAUAUUUGAUGUGUCCCAUGAUGGUAUGACACUCACUUGGAAACCACCAGAGGUUGAUGGUGGAUCCACACUGGCUGGCUACAUCAUUGAGCGUAAAGAAACUAGAUCUGACAGAUGGGUACGCAUCAACAAGAAUCCAGUGACAAUGACAAGAUACAGAUCAACUGGACUAGUUGAAGGUCUGGAAUAUGAGUACAGAGUAACAGCUAUGAAUUCUAGAGGCACUGGCAAACCGAGUCUGAGCUCAAAACCAGUGAUUGCAAUGGAUCCUAUCGAACCUCCAGGCAUACCUUUGAACCCAAGAGUCACAGAUACAACCAGGACAUCGGUUUCACUGGCAUGGUCUCCCCCAGAGGAAGAGGGAGGUGCCAUCAUCACUGGUUACCUAAUAGAGAUGCAGAAAGUUGACCAGAUUGAAUGGACCAAAUGUAAUACAACUCCAACAAAGAUUUGCGAAUACACACUGACGCAUAUGCCCCAAGGUGCUGAGUAUAGGUUCCGUGUGAUGGCAUGUAAUGCUGGUGGACCUGGAGAACCAGCUGAUAUUCCAGGAGUAGUUAAAGUCACAGAAAUGCUUGAAUAUCCUGAUUAUGAGCUGGAUACAAAGUACCAGGAGGGUUAUGUCGUCAGACAAGGUGGAGUUGUCAGACUUUCUGUGCCAAUCAAGGGAAAACCAUAUCCAACCUGUAAGUGGACAAAAGAAGGCCGUGAUAUUUCUCAAAGAGCUAUGGUUGCUACCAGUGAAGAACGCACAGAGCUGGUGAUCAAGGAAGCUCACAGGGAUGAUACUGGAACCUAUGAUCUUGUGUUGGAGAACAAAUGUGGAAAGAAAGCAGUGUAUAUCAAGGUUAAAGUUAUUGGCCGCCCAGAUCCACCUGAAGGCCCUCUGGAAUUUGAUGAUAUUCAAGCUCGUUCUGUAAGAGUGAGCUGGAGACCUCCCUCGGAUGAUGGUGGCUCUGAUGUUCUUGGAUACAUUGUGGAGAGACGUGAGGUUCCAAAGGCAGCAUGGUACACUGUGGACUCUCGAGUGGUUGACACUUCACUAGUUGUCAAAGGACUGAAAGAAAAUGUUGAGUACCACUUCAGAGUUUCAGCAGAGAACCAGUUUGGAAUUAGUAGAUCUCUGAAAUCAGAUGAAUCAGUUAUUCCAAAGACACCACUCUGUCCACCUGAGCCUCCCAGCUUUCCUCCAGAAAUUAUGGAUGUCACAAAAACCACUAUUGGAUUGUCUUGGUCAAGACCAAAAGAUGAUGGUGGCUCUCGUGUCACUGGAUACUAUAUUGAAAGAAGAGAGUUAUCAACUGAAAAAUGGGUGCGUCACAACAAGACUCACAUCACGACCACAAUGUAUACUCUCACUGGCCUUAUCCCUGAUGCAGAGUAUCAGUUCCGUGUGAUUGCUCUGAAUGACAUUGGUCAAAGUGAGCCUGGACCUGUAUCUGAAGCAGUUGUGUGCAAAGAUCCAUUUGAUAAACCAAGCCAACCAGGUGACAUUGACAUCAUCUCAGUUACCAAGGAUUGCAUCACCAUUCAUUGGUUGCGCCCAGAAUCUGAUGGUGCGAAAGAAAUUCUUGGAUAUUGGAUUGAGUUCAGACAAGCAGGUGAAAGUGCCUGGAAAAAAUGCAACAAAGAGCGUUCAAAAGACAGGCAGUUUACCAUGGGUGGUCUCAUGGAGGCAACAGAAUAUGAAUUUAGAGUUUUUGCUGAAAAUGAAACCGGAUUGAGCAGACCCCGUAGAACUGCCAUGGGCAUCAAAACCAAACUGAGUGUUGGAGAAGCACCAAGUCUAAAGGAAGAAAUAAAAGAAAGUACCACUAAUUUGGGCGAAUCUGGAACACUAACUUGCCAAAUUAUAGGAAGACCUCUUCCAGAAAUCAAGUGGUAUAGAUAUGGAAAGGAACUGAUUCAGAGUCGCAAAUAUAAAAUGAGCUCUGAUGGCAGAAGUCAUUCUCUCACAGUAUUAACAGAUGAACAGGAAGAUGAAGGUCUGUACACUUGCCGGGCCGUCAAUGAUGCAGGUGAGAUUGAAACCAGUGGGAAGCUUCUUUUGCAGGCUGCACCUCAGUUCCAUCCUGGAUUCCCUUUGAAGGAAAAAUACUAUGCUGGCUGUGGAACAAGCCUACGUCUCCAUGUUGUCUAUAUUGGACGUCCAAUUCCACAAAUCAUGUGGUUUUAUGGCAAGAAACCUCUAAAUCCAUCAGAGAAUGUUAUUAUUGAAAACACAGAGCAUUACACUCACUUGGUCGUGAGAAAUGUUCAGCGGAAGACAAAUGCUGGCAGGUACAAGGUGCAACUGAGCAACAAAUUUGGUUCAAUUGAUACAGUGCUACGUGUUGAAAUCCAAGAUAAGCCUCUGAUUCCUGAAGGGCCAAUAAUUGUUGAAGCCCUCUUGAAGAACUCUGUGAUCAUAAGUUGGAAACCACCUAAGGAUGAUGGUGGUUCAUUGAUCACAAACUAUAUUGUAGAAAAACGUGAAGCAAAGGAAGGAGAACAAUGGAAUCUUGUGUCAUCAUGUGUCUCAGGAACCACAUGCCGCAUUCCAAAUCUAAUUGAAAGUGCUGGAUAUUAUUUCCGUGUUUCUGCACAGAAUCAGUAUGGUAUUAGUGAGUCAUUAGAGAUUCCUGCUGUUGUCAUCAUCAAGAGUCCAUAUGAAAAACCUGGAAUUCCCCAAAAGCCAGUGGUUACUUCAGUUGCAGAAGAUUCCUGUGUUGUUACAUGGAAACCCCCAACCAGUGAUGGUGGUGCCAAAAUUAAGAAUUACUAUCUGGAGAAGAGAGAGAAGAAACAGAACAAAUGGAUUGCAGUUACAACUGAAGAAAUUCAAGAGACAAGCUAUACUGUUAAAGGCCUUAUUGAAGGCUUUGAGUAUGAAUUCCGUGUCAAAUGCGAGAACAUUGGUGGAGAGAGUGACUGGAGUGAGAUUUCAGAACCUGUCAUUCCAAAGUCAGACACAGCUCCUCGUGCUCCUUUCUUUAAAGAGGAGCUGAGAGAUAUGUGUGUUAAAUAUAAAUCCAAUGCAACCUUUGUUACUAAGGUCAUUGGACACCCCAAACCAAUAGUAAAAUGGUACAAGAAUGGCAAAGAAAUUUUACCAGAUGGUGAGAAAAUCAAGAUCCAAGAAUUCAAAGGAGGCUACUACCAACUUGCUAUUACUAAUGCAGAUGAGAAUGAUGUAGCUGUUUACCAGAUUAGAGCCACAAAUCAGGAAGGAUCAAUUUCUACAACUGUAACACUUGAUGUUGAAGUUCCUGCCAAGAUUCACUUGCCAUUACACCUACAAGGUAUGGGAGCUGUUCAUGCUCUCUGUGGUGAGGUAGUCACCAUCAAGAUUCCGAUCAGUGGUAAACCAGAACCUGCAGUCACGUGGCAGAAGGGACAAGAAAUACUGAAUAACACAGCAUAUCAUCAAGUGAUUGUAACAAGAUCCUUCACAUCCCUUGUGUUCCAAAAGGGAGUGCAAAAGAAAGAUGCUGGCUAUUAUAUAAUUUGUGCCAAAAACAGAUUUGGUGUUGAUAAACAGACAGUUGAACUUGAUGUUGCUGAUGUACCUGAACCACCUAAGGAUGUUAAAGUAAGUGAUAUUGGAAGAGAUACCAUCACACUUACAUGGACUCCUCCAAAUGAUGGUGGAAGUGAUAUCAUCAGCUACAUAGUAGAGAAGUGCCCAGUAUCUGGUGAUAGGUGGAUUCGUGUUGCCCAGACAUCUGAACCACAUUAUACUGUAAUGAGCCUAUUUGGUAAAACCAAAUAUCAGUUCCGUGUUAUUGCAGAAAACAGAUUUGGUCUGAGUAACCCAUCUGUGCCAACUGAACCUGUAACGGCAAGAGAAGACAAGUUAGCUAUUAGAAAUUAUGAUGAAGAAGUAGAUGAAGAAAGAGAAGUUACGAAAGAAGAAGCACCUCAUUCCAAAGUUAAGAAUGUGCCAUCUCUUUACAAAAUCUCUGAGGAACUAGCACGAUGUGGACACUUUGGUAUUGUUCAUCGUUGUAUUGAAAUUAGCUCCAAGAAGACUUUCCUGGCUAAACACAUUAAGGUGAAAGGAGCCGAUAGAGAGCUAGUUGCAAGAGAGAUUGAAACACUCAAUAUUGCAAGGCACAAGAACUUACUGUAUCUUCAUGAGUCAUUUGAUAGCUUGGAGGAAUAUGUUCUGAUCUAUGAAUUCAUAUCAGGUAUGGACAUCUUUGAACGUCUUGGAACAAAUUUUGACCUCACCGAGAGGGAAAUUGUUCUGUACCUGAGACAAAUUUGCCAGGCUCUAAAGUUCCUGCAUGGCCUCAAUUAUGGUCAUUUUGACAUACGACCUGAAAACAUUGUCUACACCACAAGAAAUAGCCAAACAAUCAAGAUAAUUGAAUUGGGCCAAGCCAGGCUGCUGACACCUGGAGAAAAUAUCAGAAUUCAGUUCACAACACCUGAGUAUUAUGCACCUGAAAUCCACAGUAGUGAUUUUGUUACAACUGCUACAGAUAUGUGGUCGGUUGGAGUUCUUGCAUAUGUGCUCCUUAGCGGCCUCAAUCCUUUUGCAGCUGAAUCAACUCAUAAAAUGAUCGAGCGGAUUUCCAAUGCUGAAUACAUAUUUGAUACUGAAGCCUUCAAAUAUGCCAGUCUUGAAGGCAUGGACUUCAUUGACAGGCUUCUUACUAAAGAACGCAAACAUCGUAUGACUGCAUCUGAAGCUCUGGAACAUCCAUGGCUCAAGAUGAAAAUAGAAAACAUUAGUUCUAAAGUCAUAAAGACCUUAAGACAUAGACGAUAUUACCAGUCAAUAAUCAAGAAGGAGUGGAGCACUGUUAUUUCAGCAGCUCGUGUUGCAUAUGGUGGUGGUUACCGAAACCAGAGAAAUGUUUCUAUUGGCAGAGUGAAAAUUGGACAUCCAGAAAAAGGCCUGAGAGCAGGUCCAGUCAUGCAUGGCUCUGCUGAAAUCGGUGGUCAUGUUCGUUUUAUGUGUACCAUUGAAAACUAUGACAAGACCACAGAGGUGACAUGGUACUUUGGCUCUCGUAAACUGACAGCAAGUCACAAGUAUGAAAUCAACUAUGCCAAUGGAGUUGCAAGCAUAUAUGUGAAAGACAUUGAAGAAUGCGAUGAUGGACUAUACAGAUGCAAAGUUGUUAGUGAAGACAGGGAAGACAAUGCCUACGCAGAGCUGUUUGUUGAGAGUGUGAGAUCCUACCGAGAAUACUUCCUGGGACGUACACUCAAGAAACCCAAGCGUAGAAUUGAUAAAACCAAACUUCUACAAAGGCCACCGGAGUUUACUCUGCCACUGUACAAUCGUACAGCAUAUGUUGGAGAGGAUGUACGCUUUGGUGUGACAAUAACUGUUCAUCCAGAGCCACAGGUUACUUGGCUAAAGGCAGGACACAGAAUCAAACCUGAUCCUACAAAAUAUACAUUUACAACUGACAAGGGUCUUUAUCAGCUAAUGAUUCACAAUGUUGAGCCUAGUGAUGAUGGCGAGUAUACUGUUGUGGCAAAUAACAAGUUUGGUGAAGACAGCUGUAAGGCACGCUUAACAGUAACACAUCACACUGUUGCUGAAGACACAAUGAGGCCAAUGUUCAGACGCCUCUUAGCAAAUAUUGAUUGUGUUGAGGGAGAGAGUGUCCAUUUUGACUUGAGAGUGUCAGGAACACCACCACCAACCCUGAAAUGGGAAAAAGAUGGCAAGCCUCUUGAAUUUAGACCACAAGUUGAAGUUGUUCAAGAAGACGUCGGAUAUUAUGUCCUCCAUAUUAGAGAAACACUAAUUGAGGAUUCAGGCAUCUACAGAGUUACUGCAACAAACUCUGCUGGUUCAGCAAGUUGCCAAGCCACACUCAAGGUUGAACGCUUAACUUACAUUAGGAGGGAGUUCAAGAGUGAGGAAGACAAGCAGGUAUAUAUACAAAAUCAAAUAAAAAAGACCCUAAAAAUGGCACAGGAAUUCUCAACAGCAGAAGUGACUGCACUUAAUCCUGCAGCCCAAGAGGCACUGAAAGAAGCUGCCGAACUGUACAAACCUGCAGUGAGUACCAAAAAUGUGCAGGGUGAGUUUGAUAUCUCUGACAAAGAAGAUAAGGAAAUUAAAAGAAUUAAAGAAGAGAGUAGGAAGAUCAGAAUGCCUUAUGAAAUUCCAGAAGCUCGUGUACAUGAUCCAACUGUUCUUGAGGAAGAUAUGAAUAUUAAACAUUUUGUGCCUUUAUCUGACAUGAAGUGGUACAAGAAACUUCGUGAUCAGUAUGAAAUUUCUGAACGCAUUGAGAGAGUUGUACAGAAGAGACAGAAACGCAUCCGACUAUCCAGGUGGGAACAGUUCUAUGUCAUGCCACUUCCUAGAAUCACUGAUCAAUACAGGCCAAGAUGGCGUAUUCCAAAGCUUACACUAGAUGAUUUGGAAACUGUAAGACCAGCUAGGCGCUCCCCAUCUCCUGAGUCAGAAAUCUUCAGACAGAGAAGGCGUUCCCUGGGUGAUCUUUCAGAUGAAGAUCUCCAACAUGUAGAAGAUUAUCAGACAAAGAGAAGAAUUGAAGAAGAGAAGCAACAGCUUGAGGAGGAACUUGAACUUGGUUUCUCUGCCUCUCCUCCAAGUGGUAGCCCUGUUCGCUUUGAACUGCAUGCACUACGCUAUGCAUCACCCAGGAUUGUGCAUAAAGCUGAAGUGAAACACACAGAGGAAACAAAACUUGCAGUGACAACAAAAAAACCUACUGCGUCCCCACCCCCCAUUUCCCAUUUCAUGAGAAGGAGGAGAUCUCUCUCUCCAACAUAUAUUGAAUUAAUGCGCCCUGUCUCUGAAUUGAUAAGACCAUCCCGGGCACCAGUGGAAUAUGAAGUUGAGGCAGUUGAAAGGAGGUCCCCAACUCCCGAGAGGACACGACCACGUUCCCCUAGCCCUGUGUCUCCUGAAAGAAGAUCAUCAAGAUCUUCCUCUAGGUUUGAAAGGUCUGCAAGGUUUGACAUCAUGUCUAGAUAUGAGGCAAGAAAAGCUGCUCUGAAAUCUGAGCGCAAGUAUCAAGUUGUAACACAACAACCCUUUAGCCUUGAUCAUGCUCCACGAAUCACAGUUAGAAUGCGCUCACACCGUGUACCAUGUGGUCAGGACACUAAAUUCACAUUGAAUGUCCAAUCAAGGCCAGAAGCUGAAAUUCAGUGGUUCCAUAAUGGACAACAGAUUCAAGAAAGCAGUAAAUACCUCUUUACAAACAUGAGUGGUGUCUUAACCCUCCAGAUUACUGAUUGCCAGGCAGAGGAUAGUGGUACAUACCGUGCUGUCUGUACCAACUCAAAGGGAGAAGCAUCUGACUAUGCAACACUCGAUGUAUCAGGAGGAGCAUUUACUACAUAUUGCUCAAGACGCAAAGAUGAGGAGGCUCCAACAGCCUUUGUACCUGAUGUGCUAAAGACAGACUAUUACCAUACAUCAUCAAUCAGGGCAUCAUCUGCUUCAAGGACACACAUAGAGAUCAAAGAAACCAAGACAAAGUUUACUGAGAGACAAGAAGUUUCCGGGAUUGAAAAAUAUGAGUCUGAAAGACUUGCAUCAUCCCCUAUCAGAUAUGCAUCUACCGAAUACCUGUCAUCUGCUUCGUAUUCAUCCUCAGAACGAUAUGCAUCAUCUGAAUACAAGGCAAAGUCUGUUGAGUCCUCAGCUACAGCAAGCAUAACUGCUAAGAAAAUCAAAGCCACUCUAUCAGCAAAAAUACUUACCAAACCAUACUCUCUAACAGUAUCAUUGGGGGAGUCUGCAAGAUUUACCUGUGAUAUUGAUGGCAAACCAGCACCAAAUGUCACAUGGAUGCAUGAACAACAUGCUGUUGUCACUUCUCAUCGUGUACGUGUGACAACAACGCAAUACAAGUCUACAUUUGAAAUAACUUCUGUAGAUUAUUCUGAUGAAGGCACUUACACAGUAGUGGUAGAAAAUUCGGAAGGAAGGGAAGAGGCAAAGUUUACUUUAAACAUCUACAAGCCACCAAAAAAAGAGGAGCCUGUUACACCAUCCCAUCCAGUUAAAUCUCAUGAGCCAGCAGUGAAGUCACCUGAACCUUCAGUGAAAUCACCAAAAACAUCUGUAGAAUCACUAGGACCUUCAGUGAAAAGUCCUACAGCACCUGUUACAUCUCCUGUGCAAUCAGUAAAGUCUCCAGAACCAUCAGUAAAGCCUCCAGAGCCAUCAGUUAAAUAUCCAGAGCCCUUGGUAAAAUCACCAGAACCCAUUGGAGUCAAGUCCCCUGAACCACGGAUUAAGUCACCUGAGGGUGGCAAAUCACCACUACGAGUCAAGUCUCCUGAGCCUGCCACUGCCGCUCCUAGAGUUAAGUCACCUGUCCCUGCAAAGCCCUCAGAAGCAACUGCAUCCCCUCUUAGGAUUAAAUCUCCCACAGCUGUAAAGUCUCCUGAACCAGGAGCAUCUCCUCCAAGAGUGAAAUCACCACCUCCAGCUAAGUCUCCAGAGCUCAUAACCUCACAACAAAGAGUUAAAUCUCCCACAGGCAUUAAGUCACCAGAGCCAGUCAGCUCUCCUCAAAGAGUAAAAUCCCCACCAGCAGCCAAGUCUCCAGAGCCGAUAAUGUCACCAAAAAGGGUUAAAUCUCCUCUCACUGUGAAAUCACCAACUCCUUCAAAGGAUGUACCCCCAAAGAUUCUCCAGCAACUUAAAGCUGAGGCAUUAGAAGACAAGGUGAAGAUGACCUGUGUUGCUGAAAGCUCUGUAAAGGAUGUUGUGUGGUACAAAGAUAGCAGGAGACUUAGUCAGAGUAGCCAUUAUCAGAUCCAUACUUCUGCUGAUGGCACUUGUUGUCUCUAUAUAUCGGAUGUGUCUGAGAAGGAUCAGGGGGAAUAUUCCUGUGAAAUAAUUGCAGAAAGUGGAGCAGUUUCAAAAACAUCAUUCUCCUUCUUUGGUCAAGUGUUCCAGUCCAUCUACACAAAAAUAACAACGUUUGUGUCUUCACACAUGGCUGUUAAAGAAUCAGUGUCCUCCAAGGCCCAUGAGGGGUUUGAAAUGCUUAAGAAAGAGAGUGCUACUCUCAGCAGUAUGCAUGAGAGUUUCUCUUCAAAAUCCAUCCACACAGAGAGCACAAUGCAAGAAACAUCAUACAGCAGUUCCACAAUGGCUGAGAUGAAAUUUGAAACAAUGUCACUGUCCAGCAUGUCCUCCAUGACUUCUGAAUCACUGUAUGCUUUAAGCUCAAGCAGUAUUAUGUCAAGUCAUUCACAUGCUGAGGGAUCCUCAAUAAGAGCCACUCUACUCAGUGGUCAAGGUUCAGCACCAAAAAUUGAAGCCCUACCUGAAGACAUCAGCAUUGAACCUGGGAAGGUUUUGACCAUAGCAUGUGCAUUCUCUGGAGAACCUUCUCCACACAUUGAGUGGUCUCGUGGUGGUAAAACACUUUCAACUGCAGAAGAGAGUGACAGGUUCCACAUUGAGACUACGGAGGACCUGACCACACUCAUAAUCACUAGUGUAAAGUCUAGUGACGCUGGGGUAUACACCCUCAAACUUUCCAAUGAGCAUGGGUCUGACAAGGCAAGAGUCACCAUUAGUGUUCGUUCACUAUAAUUCUAAUAAUGAUACUUUCUUCCCCCUUCUCUCAUUAUAUGCCUUUUUAUUUAUUGAAUAAGGAAAAAAAGAUAUUUACUUGAUAAAUACCUAGAUAUCUAUUCCUGUAAAUAUGAAAUAUUUUUAUAUCAAACUUGACAUUAAUUUAUGCCGAACUAGACUAAAGUCUAAAGUUGUUAUAAAAAUGUGCCAUUUUGGAUAAUUAUGACUAGGAUUUUUGGUCAAUUUUUUGUGACGUGUACAUAAUGUAUAUAGCCGAAUUUACCGGUUAUGGGAAAUGUAUGAAUUGUUAUUUAAGACGAUAUUAACUAAAACAAAUGGAACUAAUUGUUUAUCAGGAGAAAGUUUCUCAUGGAACGAAUACCCUGUUAAACCUGGAACUAAACUUAGUGCCUCAACAAAAAGUUGAAGACUUAAGAUUGCCUCAACAGGUAGAGAGGCUCCCUGUUGAAGUUUUACUAAAUUUACGAGACAAAGCUAUACACUGUAUGUGUACAAGUGAUAUAAUUAUUGUCACAUGAAUUUAUAACUUGACCAUAAGACCUUGAAUGCUGCGUGCAAUUACCCUCAUGUAAUCAGUAUGACUAGGUCUUGUGUUCAAACUGAUUAUGUCGUACCACCAUUUUUAAGACAUGCUCAAAGUGCGAGCGGCCUGCACUUCCUGAGCUAAAAUUUUUUAAUGUGCUCUGUUUCUGGUAAGGGAUUGCUUGAAUGGACUUUCAAAAUGAACAUCUCCUGGCCAAAAAUCAAAGUCUAUCUUGUACUUCUUUGCAGAAGCAGAGCCUCCUCUUGGAGGAUUGCUUUGUUGCAUUGUGUGUGUGUACUAGUUGUAGAACUCAUCUUCACAGUUGCUGGGCAAAAAAGCGUACCACAAGGACAACAUCUAAUGUGGAAAUAAACAUCUCAAACCAGGAACUAUAUGCCCUAUAUUUUGGUUUGAUUUUAUGUAGAAUUGUAGUAUUACUAAUGAAUGCAACCUCCUUGAGCCUUAUAAUUGAUUCAAUAAAGCAUGUUUUCAGCACUAAAA